Messenger RNA from Drosophila melanogaster (fruit fly), 48733 nucleotides. It is a transcript of the gene Muc14A, whose product is annotated as mucin 14A. The transcript is spliced from 14 exons. NCBI's taxonomy places the organism in Eukaryota, Metazoa, Arthropoda, Insecta, Diptera, Drosophilidae. Bases 15 to 48686 code for a protein of 16223 amino acids. The record is from RefSeq and is marked reviewed.
AAGUAGACUUAAAAAUGCAGUUAUUAAUCGGUUUUUGGAUAACUCUCGCAUUUGUUAUUUAUAUUUUCGCAGGACACAUCUAUAAUCCAAAACGAAUACUUCGCGUAAAGGAUCCAGAUUUAAAUCUGAACUUUGGCUUCUUCUUAUAUUUAUUAAAGCCAUUGGCUUCGCACGAUGGAUGUUUUGCUGAUUAUGAUAAUACGAGGUUAACCAACCGAUAUAGAAAAAUGACCGAAGUGUCAUUUAAUAAUAAAUACAAUCAAACAUGCCGUCUACACUACAUUCCCUAUCAUAAAUUCAUUAAGUCAAAGAUUACUUCAGAAACCAAAAAUAAAAGUAACUAUCGGACGCUCUUCUUAAAUACGAUUCUUAGCUGGCGGAAUGGAGUCUUCAACCUUUUCCCAGCUUGGAACUAUAACUUAUUUUGGGUGCAAAAUCCCCAAAUUGAAUGCGAACAUAUUCAAACAUUGAGCAGUACAAAGAGGAGAAUUGUUGAUUACAAAUUAUGGAAAUCAAAGGAGCUAAAAAUGGCUAAUAUAGGGUUUCGCCUUAACUCAAAAAUACUACGGUUCUUUUUAUUGAUUCUAAGACGAAAGAUUUCAUUAUUAAACACGCCUCGAGGACUCAAGAAGAAAAGUAUGGAAAAAGCUGAAUUUUUCGAAUAUUUGUCGGCAACCGAAACACCCGAACUUUUUGAUAAUUUAGAUCAUUUAGAAAAUAACAGAAAACUAAAUUUCGCUUCACAAGAAGUAUUGGAAAUACAUAAUCAGGCUAAUUUUAAAGAUAAACAUAUAUAUGUAUGGAAAAACUUAACAAGAUACAUAAGCAACGAUAAUAAUUUAAACCAUACUGUUACAAAAGUAAACAUCAGCGAUUACCAAUCAAAAAAUAAAAAAUCGAUUAACCCCAUUGAGGAUAUUUUACCUUCACCAUUUACAAAAACGUAUAACUUAGGAAGAUUCGCCAGAAACCAAGGAUUGUUACAAAUGGAAAAGACUCCAAUAAUCAGGGCAAAGAUAAAUCUUUCAAGUUCGGACUCAACAUCAACUUGUGAAUUAUGCUCUGAAACAUUAGAUGAAACAACAAAUCCUUUCGAUUCUGCGGAAACAUGCGAGGAAUGUGUUUCUCUAGCCUCAAAUAUUUUUGAAGAGUACACUGAAAGUAAUGAUGAAUUCCUUUCUUCCUCAUCGGAGGAAGCUUGUGAGGAAUGCUCUGACAUUGUGUCACCAAGUGCUAGUAUAAAAUAUCCCAUAAGUAUAUAUAACACAACAACAAUGGGUUCGACAAUUUUAGAAAGAACGAUAAUCAUAUUUGGCUACUUUACAGAAAUAAUAACAAUGAUCAUAUUUGAAUUUGAAACAAUAACAUUCAGCGACGCUCCGGAACCAAACUCAGAUAUAACUGGAUAUACAUCAACCGAAUGCAUAAAAUGUUCAGAGCUAACAACCACUGUACCUAUUGAAACCACUAUUGAACGAACGAAACUAUCAGAAACUCCACUUCAGAAACUCCAAUUUUCGACUCCUAAGAAAUCAACAAAUCGUUUUGCAUCUGUACUUCAGUUAAAUGCAGUAACAGACAGUUCUAUCAAAGUUUUGAAUACGAAAACCGAUCAAUUUGAUACGGAAGAAGAAACGAGUCUUUCGGAAUUUCUACCAGAGUGGCCUACAGUACUCGGCAGUUCACUACAAUUUUCGACGAUUGAAACUCAGCCAAGUACGAACAACGGUCAAUUGACCCACACCGAAAAAACGACAUUAUCAAAAUCCAUUAACCACAUAAAACACCAUAAAAUCAAUUUAGGACAAAAUGCAGAGGCAGCAUCCCACUUUAAUAUACAGCCAGGUGCUCUACACACAAUAUCGACCACAGGAGGGUAUCAUCCAACAGUAAAAAAGAAGCAGUCAGAAACUUUACCCCUGCUAAGUACAAAAUCGAUAAGUCUUAAUAUGUGCGAUUGCACUUGCAAAUUGGAAAUAGCCAAAGAUUCGUGUAUAUGCGAAUGCAACCUUAAAAAAAGCACUUCAGAUAUCUCGAAAGGUGUAACGGCAAGUGCAUCUAACCAGUCAUUACCCACAGAAACGAAUCGAAAACUCCACAGCAUGAAAGAUUAUGCUCCAAAUGGUACUUCUUUACUAACCAAUGCUAGUCCAGAACCUUUCACUAUUGACGAUGUAACAUAUAAAGGAAAUUUAGCUGGUAAAAAAACCACAAUGCCAUCGGAGCUUUCAUCCUUAAAAAAGAUAGAGCCGGUAAAAACACAUGAUGUUUGCGAAUGCACUUGCCUUUUAGAACAAGGAAAUGACUCGUGUACAUGCAACUGCAUGACAGAUUUUAUUUCGACAUCCAUACAAAUUUCGAGUACAGGACCAGAUCAAAUAUCCCAAAACAAAAUGGGAAAUCAAUCGCAAUCUGUUCCUCUAUUGAACACAGAAUUUAGUGACCUUAUGAAAAUUUCAACCACAUACAAAAUGCAUCAAACCCAAAACGAUAUCGAAAAGCUAUCAAAAUCUCCACCCGUAUUGAGUACAACGUCUAGUGGUCUACCAAAAUGGCCGACCACAAGAACGCUAGAGAAAAAGAAGCAACAGUCAAAGUCUUUACCUUCCUUAAGUACAAUAUCAAACUUUCAUUUUGAAAAAUCAAAUUUUCAUGGCUGUGAUUGUACUUGCCAAUUGGAAUUAGGAAGAGACUCGUGUAUCUGCGAAUGCAACUUUAAAGAAAGCACUUCAGACGUCUCGACAAGUAGAUCUAAUCAGCCAUUACCCACAAAACUCCACAGUGUGAAAGAUAAUGCCCCACAUUCACUCACAAAUGCGAAUCCAGAAUCUUUAACUAGUAAAGACCUCACAACUAAGGGAAAUGGUGUUACUGAUAAUAAAAUCACAACGCUAUCAAAGCUUUCAUCAGAUAAUGUUUGCGAAUGCACUUGCCUAUUGGAACAAGGAAAUGACUCGUGUACCUGCAACUGUAUGACAGAUACCAAUUCUAUUGACGAAUCAAUCUUAACAGCAAGCCAAAUAGUGUCAAGCGAAGAUCUUCAGUACUCCUCAAAUCCACCUUCAUAUAAAAGUACGCAAGAAAAUACAAAUACCAAAGGAAAAAAUAAAAAUCUGUCAACAUUAUUACAAAUAUCGAGUACAGGACCAUAUCAAAUAUACCAAAGCGAAAUUGGAAAUCAAUCGCAAUAUGUUCCUCCUUCGAGCACACUAUUCAGUGAUAUAACCAAAAUUUCAAACACAGACAAAGAUCACCCGACUCUUGACGAAGAAGAAAAUAUAUCAAAAUCUCCACUCCAUUUGAGUACAACUUCUAGUAGCCUACCAAAAAUACAGAUCACUGGAGUAAGCCAUUUACCCUUCCUAAGUACAAUAUCAAACAUUAAAUUUGAACAAUCAAGUUUUCAUGGCUGUGAUUGUACUUGCCAAUUGGAAAUAGGAAAAGACUCGUGUAUCUGUGAAUGCAACCUUAAAGAAAGCACAUCAGAAGGCUUAAAAAGUGUUACAGCAAGUUCACUUUAUAUUUAUCUCCCGCAGUCAAGUACAACAGCACACAGUUUACUUACAGAUUUGAGUGCAGAAAAUCAAACAAAUCAAGAGGAGACAUCGGAACUUUCAGAAUCCUUACCUCAAUUAACAACAGAAGAAAGCAGUUCAUUUCAAGAAUCCAGUGCAGAAGAAAAUCAAAUGACAGAAGUGCCAUGGACACUAACAACAUCACUUUCUCAAUCAAGUUCAAAAACAAAGAAUAUAUUUUCGAGUCUGAGUGUAAAUGAAGACAACAUUUCUCAAGAAGAUACAAGGACACUAUCAAUUUCUGUCCCGCAAUCAAUUGCAACAGCCAAUAGUUUACUUACAGGUUCGAGUGCAGAAGAGCACACAGCUCAAGAGGAGACAUCGGAACUUUCAAAAUCCUUACCUCAACUAACAACAGAAGAAAGCAGUUCAUUUCAAGAAUCCAGUGCAGAAGAAAAUCAAAUGACAGAAGUGCCAUGGACACUAACAACAUCACUUUCUCAAUCAAGUUCAAAAACAAAGAAUAUAUUUUCGAGUCUGAGUGUAAAUGAAGACAACAUUUCUCAAGAAGAUACAAGGACACCAUCAAUUUCUGUCCCGCAAUCAAUUGCAACAGCCAAUAGUUUACUUACAGGUUCGAGUGCAGAAGAGCAAACAGCUCAAGAGGAGACAUCGGAACUUUCAAAAUCCUUACCUCAAUUAACAACAGAAGAAAGCAGUUCAUUUCAAGAAUCCAGUGCAAAGGAAAAUCAUAUGACAGAAGUGUCAUGGACACUAUCAACAUCACUUUCUCAAUCAAGUUCAAAAACAAAGAAUAUAUUUUCGAGUCAGAGUGUAAAUGACGACAACAUUUCUCAAGAAGAUACAAGGACACCAUCAAUUUCUGUCCCGCAAUCAAUUGCAACAGCCAAUAGUUUACUUACAGGUUCGAGUGCAGAAGAGCAAACAGCUCAAGAGGAGACAUCGGAACUUUCAAAAUCCUUACCUCAAUUAACAACAGAAGAAAGCAGUUCAUUUCAAGAAUCCAGUGCAGAAGAAAAUCAAAUGACAGAAGUGCCAUGGACACUAACAACAUCACUUUCUCAAUCAAGUUCAAAAACAAAGAAUAUAUUUUCGAGUCUGAGUGUAAAUGAAGACAAAACUUCUCAAGAAGAUACAAGGACACUAUCAAUUUCUGUCCCACAAUCAAUUGCAACAGCCAAUAGUUUACUUACAGGUUCGAGUGCAGAAGAGCAAACAGCUCAAGAGGAGACAUCGGAACUUUCAGAAUCCUUACCUCAAUUAACAACAGAAGAAAGCAGUUCAUUUCAAGAAUCCAGUGCAAAGGAAAAUCAUAUGACAGAAGUGCCAUGGACACUAUCAACAUCACUUUCUCAAUCAAGUUCAAAAACAAAGAAUAUAUUUUCGAGUCAGAGUGUAAAUGAAGACAACAUUUCUCAAGAAGAUACAAGGACACUAUCAAUUUCUGUCCCACAAUCAAUUGCAACAACCAAUAGUUUACUUACAGGUUCGAGUGCAGAAGAGCAAACAGCUCAAGAGGAGACAUCGGAACUUUCAAAAUCCUUACCUCAAUUAACAACAGAAGAAAGCAGUUCAUUUCAAGAAUCCAGUGCAGAAGAAAAUCAAAUGACCGAAGUGCCAUGGACACUAUCAACAUCACUUUCUAAAUCAAGUUCAAAAACAGAGAAUAUAUUUUCGAGUCAGAGUGUAAAUGAAGACAACAUUUCUCAAGAAGAUACAAGGACACCAUCAAUUUCUGUCCCGCAAUCAAUUGCAACAGCCAAUAGUUUACUUACAGGUUCGAGUGCAGAAGAGCAAACAGCUCAAGAGGAGACAUCGGAACUUUCAAAAUCCUUACCUCAAUUAACAACAGAAGAAAGCAGUUCAUUUCAAGAAUCCAGUGCAGAAGAAAAUCAAAUGACAGAAGUGCCAUGGACACUAACAACAUCACUUUCUCAAUCAAGUUCAAAAACAAAGAAUAUAUUUUCGAGUCAGAGUGUAAAUGAAGACAACAUUUCUCAAGAAGAUACAAGGACACCAUCAAUUUCUGUCCCGCAAUCAAUUGCAACAGCCAAUAGUUUACUUACAGGUUCGAGUGCAGAAGAGCAAACAGCUCAAGAGGAGACAUCGGAACUUUCAGAAUCCUUACCUCAAUUAACAACAGAAGAAAGCAGUUCAUUUCAAGAAUCCAGUGCAAAGGAAAAUCAUAUGACAGAAGUGCCAUGGACACUAUCAACAUCACUUUCUAAAUCAAGUUCAAAAACAAAGAAUAUAUUUUCGAGUCUGAGUGUAAAUGAAGACAACAUUUCUCAAGAAGAUACAAGGACACCAUCAAUUUCUGUCCCGCAAUCAAUUGCAACAGCCAAAAGUUUACUUACAGGUUCGAGUGCAGAAGAGCAAACAGCUCAAGAGGAGACAUCGGAACUUUCAAAAUCCUUACCUCAAUUAACAACAGAAGAAAGCAGUUCAUUUCAAGAAUCCAGUGCGUGCAGUGCAGGUUCGAGUGCAGAAGAGCAAACAGCUCAAGAGGAAACAUCAGAACUUUCAAAAUCCUUACCUCAAUUAACAACAGAAGAAAGCAGUUCAUUUCAAGAAUCCAGUGCAGAAGAAAAUCAAAUGACAGAAGUGCCAUGGACACUAUCAACAUCACUUUCUCAAUCAAGUUCAAAAACAAAGAAUAUAUUUUCGAGUCAGAGUGUAAAUGAAGACAACAUUUCUCAAGAAGAUACAAGGACACCAUCAAUUUCUGUUCCACAAUCAAUUGCAACAGCCAAUAGUUUACUUACAGGUUCGAGUGCAGAAGAGCAAACAGCUCAAGAGGAGACAUCGGAACUUUCAAAAUCCUUACCUCAAUUAACAACAGAAGAGAGCAGUUCACUUCAAGAAUCCAGUGCAGAAGAAAAUGAAAUGACAGAAGUGCCAUGGACACUAUCAACAUCACUUUCUCAAUCAAGUUCAAAAACAAAGAAUAUAUUUUCGAGUCAGAGUGUAAAUGAAGACAACAUUUCUCAAGAAGAUACAAGGACACCAUCAAUUUCUGUUCCACAAUCAAUUGCAACAGCCAAUAGUUUACUUACAGGUUCGAGUGCAGAAGAGCAAACAGCUCAAGAGGAGACAUCGGAACUUUCAAAAUCCUUACCUCAAUUAACAACAGAAGAAAGCAGUUCAUUUCAAGAAUCCAGUGCAGAAGAAAAUCAAAUGACAGAAGUGCCAUGGACACUAACAACAUCACUUUCUCAAUCAAGUUCAAAAACAAAGAAUAUAUUUUCGAGUCAGAGUGUAAAUGAAGACAACAUUUCUCAAGAAGAUACAAGGACACCAUCAAUUUCUGUCCCGCAAUCAAUUGCAACAGCCAAUAGUUUACUUACAGGUUCGAGUGCAGAAGAGCAAACAGCUCAAGAGGAGACAUCGGAACUUUCAGAAUCCUUACCUCAAUUAACAACAGAAGAAAGCAGUUCAUUUCAAGAAUCCAGUGCAAAGGAAAAUCAUAUGACAGAAGUGCCAUGGACACUAUCAACAUCACUUUCUAAAUCAAGUUCAAAAACAAAGAAUAUAUUUUCGAGUCUGAGUGUAAAUGAAGACAACAUUUCUCAAGAAGAUACAAGGACACCAUCAAUUUCUGUCCCGCAAUCAAUUGCAACAGCCAAAAGUUUACUUACAGGUUCGAGUGCAGAAGAGCAAACAGCUCAAGAGGAGACAUCGGAACUUUCAAAAUCCUUACCUCAAUUAACAACAGAAGAAAGCAGUUCAUUUCAAGAAUCCAGUGCAGAAGAAAAUCAAAUGACCGAAGUGCCAUGGACACUAUCAACAUCACGUUCUCAAUCAAGUUCAAAAACAAAGAAUAUAUUUUCGAGUCAGAGUGUAAAUGACGACAACAUUUCUCAAGAAGAUACAAGGACACUAUCAAUUUCUGUCCCACAAUCAAUUGCAACAACCAAUAGUUUACUUACAGGUUCGAGUGCAGAAGAGCAAACAGCUCAAGAGGAGACAUCGGAACUUUCAAAAUCCUUACCUCAAUUAACAACAGAAGAAAGCAGUUCAUUUCAAGAAUCCAGUGCAGAAGAAAAUCAAAUGACAGAAGUGCCAUGGACACUAACAACAUCACUUUCUCAAUCAAGUUCAAAAACAAAGAAUAUAUUUUCGAGUCAGAGUGUAAAUGAAGACAACAUUUCUCAAGAAGAUACAAGGACACCAUCAAUUUCUGUCCCGCAAUCAAUUGCAACAGCCAAUAGCUUACUUGCAGGUUCGAGUGCAGAAGAGCAAACAGCUCAAGAGGAGACAUCGGAACUUUCAAAAUCCUUACCUCAAUUAACAACAGAAGAAAGUAGUUCAUUUCAAAAAUUCAGUGCAGAAGAAAAUCAAAGUUCAAAAACAAAGAAUAUAUUUUCGAGUCAGAGUGUAAAUGAAGACAACAUUUCUCAAGAAGAUACAAGGACACUACCAAUUUCUGUCCCACAAUCAAGUACAACAGCAAAUAGAUUACUUACAGGUUCGAUUGCAGAAGAGCAAACAGCUCAAGAGGAGACAUCGGAACAUUCAAAAUCCUUACCUCAAUUAACAACAGAAGAGAGCAGUUCAUUUCAAGAAUCCAGUGCAGAAGAAAAUCAAAUGACAGAAGUGCCAUGGACACUAUCAACAUCACUUUCCCAAUCAAGUUCACAAGCAAAGAAUAUAUUUUCGAGUCAGAGCUUAAAUGAAGACAACAUUUCUCAAGAAGAUACAAGGACACCAUCAAUAUCUGUCCCACAAUCAAGUACAACAGCAAAUAGAUUACUUACAGGUUCGAGUGCAGAAGAGCCAACAGCUCAAGAGGAGACAUCGGAACUUUCAAAAUCCUUACCUCAAUUAACAACAGAAGAGAGCAGUUCAUUUCAAGAAUCCAGUGCAGAAGAAAAUCAAAUGACAGAAGUGCCAUGGACACUAUCAACAUCACUUUCCCAAUCAAGUUCAAAAACAAAGAAUAUAUUUUCGAGUCAAAGUGUAAAUGAAGACAACAUUUCUCAAGAAGAUACAAGGACACCAUCAAUAUCUGUCCCACAAUCAAGUACAACAGCAAAUAGAUUACUUACAGGUUCGAGUGCAGAAGAGCCAACAGCUCAAGAGGAGACAUCGGAACUUUCAAAAUCCUUACCUCAAUUAACAACAGAAGAGAGCAGUUCAUUUCAAGAAUCCAGUGCAGAAGAACAUCAAACGACAGAAGUGCCAUGGACACUAUCAACAUCACUUUCUCAAUCAAGUUCAGAACCAAAGAAUAUAUUUUCGAGUCAAAGUGUAAAUGAAGACAACAUUUCUCAAGAAGAUACAAGGACACUACCAAUUUCUGUCCCACAAUCAAGUACAACAGCAAAUAGAUUACUUACAGCCAAUAGUUUACUUACAGGUUCGAGUGCAGAAGAGCAAACAGCUCAAGAGGAGACAUCGGAACUUUCAGAAUCCUUACCUCAAUUAACAACAGAAGAAAGCAGUUCAUUUCAAGAAUCCAGUGCAAAGGAAAAUCAUAUGACAGAAGUGCCAUGGACACUAUCAACAUCACUUUCUAAAUCAAGUUCAAAAACAAAGAAUAUAUUUUCGAGUCUGAGUGUAAAUGAAGACAACAUUUCUCAAGAAGAUACAAGGACACUACCAAUUUCUGUCCCGCAAUCAAGUACAACAGCAAAUAGAUUACUUACAGGUUCGAUUGCAGAAGAGCAAACAGCUCAAGAGGAGACAUCGGAACAUUCAAAAUCCUUACCUCAAUUAACAACAGAAGAGAGCAGUUCAUUUCAAGAAUCCAGUGCAGAAGAACAUCAAACGACAGAAGUGCCAUGGACACUAUCAACAUCACUUUCUCAAUCAAGUUCAGAAGCAAAGAAUAUAUUUUCGAGUCAAAGUGUAAAUGAAGACAACAUUUCUCAAGAAGAUACAAGGACACCAUCAAUAUCUGUCCCACAAUCAAGUACAACAGCAAAUAGAUUACUUACAGGUUCGAGUGCAGAAGAGCCAACAGCUCAAGAGGAGACAUCGGAACUUUCAAAAUCCUUACCUCAAUUAACAACAGAAGAGAGCAGUUCAUUUCAAGAAUCCAGUGCAGAAGAACAUCAAACGACAGAAGUGCCAUGGACACUAUCAACAUCACUUUCUCAAUCAAGUUCAGAAGCAAAGAAUAUAUUUUCGAGUCAAAGUGUAAAUGAAGACAACAUUUCUCAAGAAGAUACAAGGACACUACCAAUUUCUGUCCCACAAUCAAGUACAACAGCAAAUAGAUUACUUACAGGUUCGAUUGCAGAAGAGCAAACAGCUCAAGAGGAGACAUCGGAACAUUCAAAAUCCUUACCUCAAUUAACAACAGAAGAGAGCAGUUCAUUUCAAGAAUCCAGUGCAGAAGAACAUCAAACGACAGAAGUGCCAUGGACACUAUCAACAUCACUUUCUCAAUCAAGUUCAGAAGCAAAGAAUAUAUUUUCGAGUCAAAGUGUAAAUGAAGACAACAUUUCUCAAGAAGAUACAAGGACACCAUCAAUAUCUGUCCCACAAUCAAGUACAACAGCAAAUAGAUUACUUACAGGUUCGAGUGCAGAAGAGCCAACAGCUCAAGAGGAGACAUCGGAACUUUCAAAAUCCUUACCUCAAUUAACAGCAGAAGAGAGCAGUUCAUUUCAAGAAUCCAGUGCAGAAGAAAAUCAAAUGACAGAAGUGCCAUGGACACUAUCAACAUCACUUUCCCAAUCAAGUUCAAAAACAAAGAAUAUAUUUUCGAGUCAAAGUGUAAAUGAAGACAACAUUUCUCAAGAAGAUACAAGGACACCAUCAAUAUCUGUCCCACAAUCAAGUACAACAGCAAAUAGAUUACUUACAGGUUCGAGUGCAGAAGAGCCAACAGCUCAAGAGGAGACAUCGGAACUUUCAAAAUCCUUACCUCAAUUAACAACAGAAGAGAGCAGUUCAUUUCAAGAAUCCAGUGCAGAAGAAAAUCAAAUGACAGAAGUGCCAUGGACACUAUCAACAUCACUUUCCCAAUCAAGUUCAAAAACAAAGAAUAUAUUUUCGAGUCAAAGUGUAAAUGAAGACAACAUUUCUCAAGAAGAUACAAGGACACCAUCAAUAUCUGUCCCACAAUCAAGUACAACAGCAAAUAGAUUACUUACAGGUUCGGGUGCAGAAGAGCCAACAGCUCAAGAGGAGACAUCGGAACUUUCAAAAUCCUUACCUCAAUUAACAACAGAAGAGAGCAGUUCAUUUCAAGAAUCCAGUGCAGAAGAAAAUCAAAUGACAGAAGUGCCAUGGACACUAUCAACAUCACUUUCUCAAUCAAGUUCAGAAGCAAAGAAUAUAUUUUCGAGUCAGAGUGUAAAUGAUGACAAAACUUCUCAAGAAGAUACAAGGACACCAUCAAUUUCUGUCCCACAAUCAAGUACAACAGCAAAUAGAUUACUUACAGGUUCGAGUGCAGAAGAGCCAACAGCUCAAGAGGAGACAUCGGAACAUUCAAAAUCCUUACCUCAAUUAACAACAGAAGAGAGCAGUUCAUUUCAAGAAUCCAGUGCAGAAGAACAUCAAACGACAGAAGUGCCAUGGACACUAUCAACAUCACCUUCUCAAUCAAGUUCAAAAACAAAGAAUAUAUUUUCGAGUCAAAGUGUAAAUGAAGACAAAAUUUCUCAAGAAGAUACAAGGACACUAUCAAUUUCUGUCUCACAAUCAAGUACAACAGCAAAUAGAUUACUUACAGGUUCGAUUGCAGAAGAGCAAACAGCUCAAGAGGAGACAUCGGAACUUUCAAAAUCCUUACCUCAAUUAACAACAGAAGAAAGCAGUUCAUUUCAAAAAUCCAGUGCAGAAGAAAAUCAAAUGACAGAAGUGCCAUGGACACUAUCAACAUCACUUUCUCAAUCAAGUUCAGAAGCAAAGAAUAUAUUUUCGAGUCAGAGUGUAAAUGAUGACAAAACUUCUCAAGAAGAUACAAGGACACCAUCAAUUUCUGUCCCACAAUCAAGUACAACAGCCAAUAGCUUACUUACAGGUUCGAGUGCAGAAGAGCAAACAGCUCAAGAGGAGACAUCGGAACUUUCAAAAUCCUUACCUCAAUUAACAACAGAAGAAAGCAGUUCAUUUCAAAAAUCCAGUGCAGAAGAACAUCAAACGACAGAAGUGCCAUGGACACUAUCAACAUCACCUUCUCAAUCAAGUUCAAAAACAAAGAAUAUAUUUUCGAGUCAAAGUGUAAAUGAAGACAAAAUUUCUCAAGAAGAUACAAGGACACUAUCAAUUUCUGUCUCACAAUCAAGUACAACAGCAAAUAGAUUACUUACAGGUUCGAUUGCAGAAGAGCAAACAGCUCAAGAGGAGACAUCGGAACUUUCAAAAUCCUUACCUCAAUUAACAACAGAAGAAAGCAGUUCAUUUCAAAAAUCCAGUGCAGAAGAAAAUCAAAUGACAGAAGUGCCAUGGACACUAUCAACAUCACUUUCUCAAUCAAGUUCAGAAGCAAAGAAUAUAUUUUCGAGUCAGAUUGUAAAUGAAGACAAAACUUCUCAAGAAGAUACAAGGACACCAUCAAUAUCUGUCCCACAAUCAAGUACAACAGCCAAUAGUUUACUUACAGGUUCGAGUGCAGAAGAGCAAACAGCUCAAGAGGAGACAUCGGAACUUUCAAAAUCCUUACCUCAAUUAACAACAGAAGAAAGCAGUUCAUUUCAAAAAUCCAGUGCAGAAGAAAAUCAAAUGACCGAAGUGCCAUGGACAGUAUCAACAUCACUUUCUCAAUCAAGUUCAAAAACAAAGAAUAUAUUUUCGAGUCAGAGUGUAAAUGAAGACAAAACUUCUCAAGAAGAUACAAGGACACUUUCAAUUUCUGUCCCACAAUCAAUUGCAACAGCCAAUAGUUUACUUACAGGUUCGAGUGCAGAAGAGCAAACAGCUCAAGAGGAGACAUCGGAAGAUUCAAAAUCCUUACCUCAAUUAACAACAGAAGAGAGCAGUUCAUUUCAAGAAUCCAGUGCAGAAGAAAAUCAAACGACAGAAGUGCCAUGGACACUAUCAACAUCACUUUCCCAAUCAAGUUCAAAAACAAAGAAUAUAUUUUCGAGUCAAAGUGUAAAUGAAGACAACAUUUCUCAAGAAGAUACAAGGACACCAUCAAUAUCUGUCCCACAAUCAAGUACAACAGCAAAUAGAUUACUUACAGGUUCGAGUGCAGAAGAGCCAACAGCUCAAGAGGAGACAUCGGAACUUUCAAAAUCCUUACCUCAAUUAACAACAGAAGAGAGCAGUUCAUUUCAAAAAUCCAGUGCAGAAGAAAAUCAAAUGACAGAAGUGCCAUGGACACUAUCAACAUCACUUUCUCAAUCAAGUUCAGAAGCAAAGAAUAUAUUUUCGAGUCAGAUUGUAAAUGAAGACAAAACUUCUCAAGAAGAUACAAGGACACCAUCAAUAUCUGUCCCACAAUCAAGUACAACAGCCAAUAGUUUACUUACAGGUUCGAGUGCAGAAGAGCAAACAGCUCAAGAGGAGACAUCGGAACUUUCAAAAUCCUUACCUCAAUUAACAACAGAAGAGAGCAGUUCAUUUCAAGAAUCCAGUGCAGAAGAAAAUCAAACGACAGAAGUGCCAUGGACAGUUUUAACAUCACUUUCUCAAUCAAGUUCAAAAACAAAGAAUAUAUUUUCGAGUCAGAGUGUAAAUGAAGACAAAACUUCUCAAGAAGAUACAAGGACACUACCAAUUUCUGUCCCACAAUCAAUUGCAACAGCCAAUAGUUUACUUACAGGUUCGAGUGCAGAAGAGCAAACAGCUCAAGAGGAGACAUCGGAACUUUCAAAAUCCUUACCUCAAUUAACAACAGAAGAGAGCAGUUCAUUUCAAGAAUCCAGUGCAGAAGAAAAUCAAAUGACCGAAGUGCCAUGGACAGUAUCAACAUCACUUUCUCAAUCAAGAUCAAAAACAAAGAAUAUAUUUUCGAGUCAGAGUGUAAAUGAAGACAAAACUUCUCAAGAAGAUACAAGGACACUUUCAAUUUCUGUCCCACAAUCAAUUGCAACAGCCAAUAGUUUACUUACAGGUUCGAGUGCAGAAGAGCAAACAGCUCAAGAGGAGACAUCGGAACUUUCAAAAUCCUUACCUCAAUUAACAACAGAAGAGAGCAGUUCAUUUCAAGAAUCCAGUGCAGAAGAAAAUCAAAUGACCGAAGUGCCAUGGACAGUAUCAACAUCACUUUCUCAAUCAAGAUCAAAAACAAAGAAUAUAUUUUCGAGUCAGAGUGUAAAUGAAGACAAAACUUCUCAAGAAGAUACAAGGACACCAUCAAUUUCUGUCCCACAAUCAAUUGCAACAGCCAAUAGUUUACUUACAGGUUCGAGUGCAGAAGAGCAAACAGCUCAAGAGGAGACAUCGGAACUUUCAAAAUCCUUACCUCAAUUAACAAGAGAAGAGAGCAGUUCAUUUCAAAAAUCCAGUGCAGAAGAACAUCAAACGACAGAAGUGCCAUGGACACUAUCAAUAUCACUUUCUCAAUCAAGUUUACAAGCAAAGAAUAUAUUUUCGAGUCCGAGUUUAAAUGAAGACAACAUUUCUCAAGAAGAUACAAGGACACUACCAAUUUCUGUCCCACAAUCAAUUGCAACAGCCCAUAGUUUACUUACAGGUUCGAGUGCAGAAGAGCAAACAGCUCAAGAGGAGACAUCGGAACAUUCAAAAUCCUUACCUCAAUUAACAACAGAAGAGAGCAGUUCAUUUCUAGAAUCCAGUGCAGAAGAAAAUCAAACGACUGAAGUGCCAUGGACACUAUCAACAUCACCUUCUCAAUCAAGUUCAAAAACCAAGAAUAUAUUUUCGAGUCAGAGUGUAAAUGAAGACAAAACUUCUCAAGAAGAUACAAGGACACUACCAAUUUCUGUCCCACAAUCAAUUGCAACAACCAAUAGUUUACUUACAGGUUCGAGUGCAGAAGAGCAAACAGCUCAAGAGGAGACAUCGGAACAUUCAAAAUCCUUACCUCAAUUAACAACAGAAGAGAGCAGUUCAUUUCUAGAAUCCAGUGCAGAAGAAAAUCAAACGACAGAAGUGCCAUGGACACUAUCAACAUCACUUUCUCAAUCAAGUUUACAAGCAAAGAAUAUAUUUUCGAGUCCGAGUUUAAAUGAAGACAACAUUUCUCAAGAAGAUACAAGGACACUACCAAUUUCUGUCCCACAAUCAAUUGCAACAGCCAAUAGUUUACUUACAGGUUCGAGUGCAGAAGAGCAAACAGCUCAAGAGGAGACAUCGGAACAUUCAAAAUCCUUACCUCAAUUAACAACAGAAGAGAGCAGUUCAUUUCAAGAAUCCAGUGCAGAAGAAAAUCAAACGACAGAAGUGCCAUGGACACUAUCAACAUCACUUUCUCAAUCAAGUUCACAAGCAAAGAAUAUAUUUUCGAGUCAGAGUUUAAAUGAAGACAAAACUUCUCAAGAAGAUACAAGGACACCAUCAAUUUCUGUCCCACAAUCAAUUGCAACAGCCCAUAGUUUACUUACAGGUUCGAGUGCAGAAGAGCAAACAGCUCAAGAGGAGACAUCGGAACAUUCAAAAUCCUUACCUCAAUUAACAACAGAAGAGAGCAGUUCAUUUCUAGAAUCCAGUGCAGAAGAAAAUCAAACGACUGAAGUGCCAUGGACACUAUCAACAUCACCUUCUCAAUCAAGUUCAAAAACCAAGAAUAUAUUUUCGAGUCAGAGUGUAAAUGAAGACAAAACUUCUCAAGAAGAUACAAGGACACUACCAAUUUCUGUCCCACAAUCAAUUGCAACAACCAAUAGUUUACUUACAGGUUCGAGUGCAGAAGAGCAAACAGCUCAAGAGGAGACAUCGGAACAUUCAAAAUCCUUACCUCAAUUAACAACAGAAGAGAGCAGUUCAUUUCUAGAAUCCAGUGCAGAAGAAAAUCAAACGACUGAAGUGCCAUGGACACUAUCAACAUCACCUUCUCAAUCAAGUUCAAAAACCAAGAAUAUAUUUUCGAGUCAGAGUGUAAAUGAAGACAAAACUUCUCAAGAAGAUACAAGGACACUACCAAUUUCUGUCCCACAAUCAAUUGCAACAGCCAAUAGUUUACUUACAGGUUCGAGUGCAGAAGAGCAAACAGCUCAAGAGGAGACAUCUAAACAUUCAAAAUCCUUACCUCAAUUAACAACAGAAGAGAGCAGUUCAUUUCAAGAAUCCAGUGCAGAAGAAAAUCAAACGACAGAAGUGCCAUGGACACUAUCAACAUCACCUUCUCAAUCAAGUUCAAAAACCAAGAAUAUAUUUUCGAGUCAGAGUGUAAAUGAAGACAAAACUUCUCAAGAAGAUACAAGGACACUACCAAUUUCUGUCCCACAAUCAAUUGCAACAACCAAUAGUUUACUUACAGGUUCGAGUGCAGAAGAGCAAACAGCUCAAGAGGAGACAUCGGAACAUUCAAAAUCCUUACCUCAAUUAACAACAGAAGAGAGCAGUUCAUUUCUAGAAUCCAGUGCAGAAGAAAAUCAAACGACAGAAGUGCCAUGGACACUAUCAACAUCACUUUCUCAAUCAAGUUUACAAGCAAAGAAUAUAUUUUCGAGUCCGAGUUUAAAUGAAGACAACAUUUCUCAAGAAGAUACAAGGACACUACCAAUUUCUGUCCCACAAUCAAUUGCAACAGCCAAUAGUUUACUUACAGGUUCGAGUGCAGAAGAGCAAACAGCUCAAGAGGAGACAUCGGAACAUUCAAAAUCCUUACCUCAAUUAACAACAGAAGAGAGCAGUUCAUUUCAAGAAUCCAGUGCAGAAGAAAAUCAAACGACAGAAGUGCCAUGGACACUAUCAACAUCACUUUCUCAAUCAAGUUCACAAGCAAAGAAUAUAUUUUCGAGUCAGAGUUUAAAUGAAGACAACAUUUCUCAAGAAGAUACAAGGACACCAUCAAUUUCUGUCCCACAAUCAAUUGCAACAGCCAAUAGUUUACUUACAGGUUCGAGUGCAGAAGAGCAAACAGCUCAAGAGGAGACAUCGGAACAUUCAAAAUCCUUACCUCAAUUAACAACAGAAGAGAGCAGUUCAUUUCAAAAAUCCAGUGCAGAAGAAAAUCAAAUGACAGAAGUGCCAUGGACACUAUCAACAUCACUUUCUCAAUCAAGUUCACAAGCAAAGAAUAUAUUUUCGAGUCAGAGUUUAAAUGAAGACAACAUUUCUCAAGAAGAUACAAGGACACCAUCAAUUUCUGUCCCACAAUCAAUUGCAACAGCCAAUAGUUUACUUACAGGUUCGAGUGCAGAAGAGCAAACAGCUCAAGAGGAGACAUCGGAACAUUCAAAAUCCUUACCUCAAUUAACAACAGAAGAGAGCAGUUCAUUUCAAGAAUCCAGUGCAGAAGAAAAUCAAACGACAGAAGUGCCAUGGACACUAUCAACAUCACCUUCUCAAUCAAGUUCAAAAACCAAGAAUAUAUUUUCGAGUCAGAGUGUAAAUGAAGACAAAACUUCUCAAGAAGAUACAAGGACACUACCAAUUUCUGUCCCACAAUCAAUUGCAACAACCAAUAGUUUACUUACAGGUUCGAGUGCAGAAGAGCAAACAGCUCAAGAGGAGACAUCGGAACAUUCAAAACCCUUACCUCAAUUAACAACAGAAGAGAGCAGUUCAUUUCUAGAAUCCAGUGCAGAAGAAAAUCAAACGACAGAAGUGCCAUGGACACUAUCAACAUCACUUUCUCAAUCAAGUUUACAAGGAAAGAAUAUAUUUUCGAGUCCGAGUUUAAAUGAAGACAACAUUUCUCAAGAAGAUACAAGGACACUACCAAUUUCUGUCCCACAAUCAAUUGCAACAGCCAAUAGUUUACUUACAGGUUCGAGUGCAGAAGAGCAAACAGCUCAAGAGGAGACAUCGGAACAUUCAAAAUCCUUACCUCAAUUAACAACAGAAGAGAGCAGUUCAUUUCAAGAAUCCAGUGCAGAAGAAAAUCAAAUGACAGAAGUGCCAUGGACACUAUCAACAUCACUUUCUCAAUCAAGUUCAAAAACAAAGAAUAUAUUUUCGAGUCAGAGUGUAAAUGAAGACAAAACUUCUCAAGAAGAUACAAGGACACUAUCAAUUUCUGUCCCACAAUCAAUUGCAACAGCCAAUAGUUUACUUACAGGUUCGAGUGCAGAAGAGCAAACAGCUCAAGAGGAGACAUCGGAAGAUUCAAAAUCCUUACCUCAAUUAACAACAGAAGAGAGCAGUUCAUUUCAAAAAUCCAGUGCAGAAGAAAAUCAAAUGACAGAAGUGCCAUGGACACUAUCAACAUCACUUUCUCAAUCAAGUUCACAAGCAAAGAAUAUAUUUUCGAGUCCGAGUUCAAAUGAAGACAACAUUUCUCAAGAAGAUACAAGGACACUACCAAUUUCUGUCCCACAAUCAAUUGCAACAGCCAAUAGUUUACUUACAGGUUCGAGUGCAGAAGAGCAAACAGCUCAAGAGGAGACAUCGGAACAUUCAAAAUCCUUACCUCAAUUAACAACAGAAGAGAGCAGUUCAUUUCAAGAAUCCAGUGCAGAAGAAAAUCAAAUGACAGAAGUGCCAUGGACAGUUUUAACAUCACUUUCUCAAUCAAGUUCAAUAACAAAGAAUAUAUUUUCGAGUCAAAGUGUAAAUGAAGACAAAACUUCUCAAGAAGAUACAAGGACACUAUCAAUUUCUGUCCCACAAUCAAUUGCAACAGCCAAUAGUUUACUUACAGGUUCGAGUGCAGAAGAGCAAACAGCUCAAGAGGAGACAUCGGAACUUUCAAACUCCUUACCUCAAUUAACAACAGAAGAAAGCAGUUCAUUUCAAAAAUCCAGUGCAGAAGAAAAUCAAAUGACAGAAGUGCCAUGGACACUAUCAACAUCACUUUCUCAAUCAAGUUCACAAGCAAAGAAUAUAUUUUCGAGUCAGAGUUUAAAUGAAGACAACAUUUCUCAAGAAGAUACAAGGACACCAUCAAUUUCUGUCCCACAAUCAAUUGCAACAGCCAAUAGUUUACUUACAGGUUCGAGUGCAGAAGAGCAAACAGCUCAAGAGGAGACAUCGGAACAUUCAAAAUCCUUACCUCAAUUAACAACAGAAGAGAGCAGUUCAUUUCAAAAAUCCAGUGCAGAAGAAAAUCAAAUGACAGAAGUGCCAUGGACACUAUCAACAUCACUUUCUCAAUCAAGUUCACAAGCAAAGAAUAUAUUUUCGAGUCAGAGUUUAAAUGAAGACAACAUUUCUCAAGAAGAUACAAGGACACCAUCAAUUUCUGUCCCACAAUCAAUUGCAACAGCCAAUAGUUUACUUACAGGUUCGAGUGCAGAAGAGCAAACAGCUCAAGAGGAGACAUCGGAACAUUCAAAAUCCUUAGCUCAAUUAACAACAGAAGAGAGCAGUUCAUUUCAAGAAUCCAGUGCAGAAGAAAAUCAAACGACAGAAGUGCCAUGGACACUAUCAACAUCACCUUCUCAAUCAAGUUCAAAAACCAAGAAUAUAUUUUCGAGUCAGAGUGUAAAUGAAGACAAAACUUCUCAAGAAGAUACAAGGACACUACCAAUUUCUGUCCCACAAUCAAUUGCAACAACCAAUAGUUUACUUACAGGUUCGAGUGCAGAAGAGCAAACAGCUCAAGAGGAGACAUCGGAACAUUCAAAAUCCUUACCUCAAUUAACAACAGAAGAGAGCAGUUCAUUUCAAGAAUCCAGCGCAGAAGAAAAUCAAAUGACAGAAGUGCCAUGGACACUAUCAACAUCACUUUCUCAAUCAAGUUUACAAGCAAAGAAUAUAUUUUCGAGUCCGAAUUUAAAUGAAGACAACAUUUCUCAAGAAGAUACAAGGACACUACCAAUUUCUGUCCCACAAUCAAUUGCAACAGCCAAUAGUUUACUUACAGAACCAAAGAAUAUAUUUUCGAGUCAGAGUUUAAAUGAAGACAACAUUUCUCAAGAAGAUACAAGGACACCAUCAAUAUCUGUCUCACAAUCAAGUACAACAGCAAAUAGAUUACUUACAGGUUCGAUUGCAGAAGAGCAAACAGCUCAAGAGGAGACAUCGGAACAUUCAAAAUCCUUACCUCAAUUAACAACAGAAGAGAGCAGUUCAUUUCAAGAAUCCAGUGCAGAAGAAAAUCAAACGACAGAAGUGCCAUGGACACUAUCAACAUCACCUUCUCAAUCAAGUUCAAAAACAAAGAAUAUAUUUUCGAGUCCGAGUUUAAAUGAAGACAACAUUUCUCAAGAAGAUACAAGGACACUACCAAUUUCUGUCCCACAAUCAAUUGCAACAGCCAAUAGUUUACUUACAGGUUCAAGUGCAGAAGAGCAAACAGCUCAAGAGGAGACAUCGGAACAUUCAAAAUCCUUACCUCAAUUAACAACAGAAGAGAGCAGUUCAUUUCAAGAAUCCAGUGCAGAAGAAAAUCAAAUGACAGAAGUGCCAUGGACACUAUCAACAUCACUUUCUCAAUCAAGUUCAGAACCAAAGAAUAUAUUUUCGAGUCAGAGUUUAAAUGAAGACAACAUUUCUCAAGAAGAUACAAGGACACUACCAAUUUCUGUCCCACAAUCAAUUGCAACAGCCAAUAGUUUACUUACAGGUUCGAGUGCAGAAGAGCAAACAGCUCAAGAGGAGACAUCGGAACAUUCAAAAUCCUUACCUCAAUUAACAACAGAAGAGAGCAGUUCAUUUCAAGAAUCCAGUGCAGAAGAAAAUCAAACGACAGAAGUGCCAUGGACACUAUCAACAUCACCUUCUCAAUCAAGUUCAAAAACAAAGAAUAUAUUUUCGAGUCCGAGUUUAAAUGAAGACAACAUUUCUCAAGAAGAUACAAGGACACUACCAAUUUCUGUCCCACAAUCAAUUGCAACAGCCAAUAGUUUACUUACAGGUUCGAGUGCUGAAGAGCAAACAGCUCAAGAGGAGACAUCGGAACGUUCAAAAUCCUUACCUCAAUUAACAACAGAAGAGAGCAGUUCAUUUCAAGAAUCCAGUGCAGAAGAAAAUCAAACGACGAAUCAAAGUGUAAAUGAAGACAAAACUUCUCAAGAAGAUACAAGGACACUAUCAAUUUCUGUCCCACAAUCAAUUGCAACAACCAAUAGUUUACUUACAGGUUCGAGUGCAGAAGAGCAAACAGCUCAAGAGGAGACAUCGGAAGAUUCAAAAUCCUUACCUCAAUUAACAACAGAAGAGAGCAGUUCAUUUCAAGAAUCCAGUGCAGAAGAAAAUCAAACGACAGAAGUGCCAUGGACACCAUCAACAUCACCUUCUCAAUCAAGUUCAAAAACAAAGAAUAUAUUUUCGAGUCAAAGUGUAAAUGAAGACAAAACUUCUCAAGAAGAUACAAGGACACUAUCAAUUUCUGUCCCACAAUCAAUUGCAACAACCAAUAGUUUACUUACAGGUUCGAGUGCAGAAGAGCAAACAGCUCAAGAGGAGACAUCGGAACAUUCAAAAUCCUUACCUCAAUUAACAACAGAAGAGAGCAGUUCAUUUCAAGAAUCCAGUGCAGAAGAAAAUCAAAUGACAGAAGUGCCAUGGACACUAUCAACAUCACUUUCUCAAUCAAGUUCAAAAACAAAGAAUAUAUUUUCGAGUCAAAGUGUAAAUGAAGACAAAACUUCUCAAGAAGAUACAAGGACACUAUCAAUUUCUGUCCCACAAUCAAUUGCAACAACCAAUAGUUUACUUACAGGUUCGAGUGCAGAAGAGCAAACAGCUCAAGAGGAGACAUCGGAAGAUUCAAAAUCCUUACCUCAAUUAACAACAGAAGAGAGCAGUUCAUUUCAAGAAUCCAGUGCAGAAGAAAAUCAAACGACAGAAGUGCCAUGGACACCAUCAACAUCACCUUCUCAAUCAAGUUCAAAAACAAAGAAUAUAUUUUCGAGUCAAAGUGUAAAUGAAGACAAAACUUCUCAAGAAGAUACAAGGACACUAUCAAUUUCUGUCCCACAAUCAAUUGCAACAACCAAUAGUUUACUUACAGGUUCGAGUGCAGAAGAGCAAACAGCUCAAGAGGAGACAUCGGAAGAUUCAAAAUCCUUACCUCAAUUAACAACAGAAGAGAGCAGUUCAUUUCAAAAAUCCAGUGCAGAAGAAAAUCAAAUGACAGAAGUGCCAUGGACACUAUCAACAUCACUUUCUCAAUCAAGUUCAGAACCAAAGAAUAUAUUUUCGAGUCAGAGUUUAAAUGAAGACAACAUUUCUCAAGAAGAUACAAGGACACUAUCAAUUUCUGUCCCACAACCAAUUGCAACAGCCAAUAGUUUACUUACAGGUUCGAGUGCAGAAGAGCAAACAGCUCAAGAGGAGAGAUCGGAACAUUCAAAAUCCUUACCUCAAUUAACAACAGAAGAGAGCAGUUCAUUUCAAGAAUCCAGUGCAGAAGAAAAUCAAAUGACAGAAGUGCCAUGGACACUAUCAACAUCACUUUCUCAAUCAAGUUCAAAAACAAAGAAUAUAUUUUCGAAUCAGAGUGUAAAUGAAGACAAAACUUCUCAAGAAGAUACAAGGACACUAUCAAUUUCUGUCCCACAAUCAAUUGCAACAACCAAUAGUUUACUUACAGGUUCGAGUGCAGAAGAGCAAACAGCUCAAGAGGAGACAUCGGAACUUUCAAAAUCCUUACCUCAAUUAACAACAGAAGAAAGCAGUUCAUUUCAAAAAUCCAGUGCAGAAGAAAAUCAAAUGACAGAAGUGCCAUGGACACUAUCAACAUCACUUUCUCAAUCAAGUUCAGAACCAAAGAAUAUAUUUUCGAGUCAGAGUUUAAAUGAAGACAACAUUUCUCAAGAAGAUACAAGGACACUACCAAUUUCUGUCCCACAAUCAAUUGCAACAGCCAAUAGUUUACUUACAGGUUCGAGUGCAGAAGAGCAAACAGCUCAAGAGGAGACAUCGGAACUUUCAAAAUCCUUACCUCAAUUAACAACAGAAGAGAGCAGUUCAUUUCAAGAAUCCAGUGCAGAAGAAAAUCAAACGACAGAAGUGCCAUGGACACUAUCAACAUCACUUUCUCAAUCAAGUUCAAAAACAAAGAAUAUAUUUUCGAGUCAGAGUGUAAAUGAAGACAAAACUUCUCAAGAAGAUACAAGGACACCAUCAAUAUCUGUCCCACAAUCAAGUGCAACAGCCAAUAGAUUACUUACAGGUUCGAGUGCAAAAGAGCAAACAGCUCAAGAGGAGACAUCGGAACAUUCAAAAUCCUUACCUCAAUUAACAACAGAAGAGAGCAGUUCAUUUCAAGAAUCCAGUGCAGAAGAAAAUCAAACGACAGAAGUGCCAUGGACACCAUCAACAUCACCUUCUCAAUCAAGUUCAAAAACAAAGAAUAUAUUUUCGAGUCAAAGUGUAAAUGAAGAAAAAACUUCUCAAGAAGAUACAAGGACACUAUCAAUUUCUGUCCCACAAUCAAUUGCAACAACCAAUAGUUUACUUACAGGUUCGAGUGCAGAAGAGCAAACAGCUCAAGAGGAGACAUCGGAAGAUUCAAAAUCCUUACCUCAAUUAACAACAGAAGAGAGCAGUUCAUUUCAAAAAUCCAGUGCAGAAGAAAAUCAAAUGACAGAAAAUAUAUUUUCGAGUCCGAGUUCAAAUGAAGACAACAUUUCUCAAGAAGAUACAAGGACACUACCAAUUUCUGUCCCACAAUCAAUUGCAACAGCCAAUAGUUUACUUACAGGUUCGAGUGCAGAAGAGCAAACAGCUCAAGAGGAGACAUCGGAACAUUCAAAAUCCUUACCUCAAUUAACAACAGAAGAGAGCAGUUCAUUUCAAGAAUCCAGUGCAGAAGAAAAUCAAAUGACAGAAGUGCCAUGGACAGUUUUAACAUCACUUUCUCAAUCAAGUUCAAUAACAAAGAAUAUAUUUUCGAGUCAAAGUGUAAAUGAAGACAAAACUUCUCAAGAAGAUACAAGGACACUAUCAAUUUCUGUCCCACAAUCAAUUGCAACAGCCAAUAGUUUACUUACAGGUUCGAGUGCAGAAGAGCAAACAGCUCAAGAGGAGACAUCGGAACUUUCAAACUCCUUACCUCAAUUAACAACAGAAGAAAGCAGUUCAUUUCAAAAAUCCAGUGCAGAAGAAAAUCAAAUGACAGAAGUGCCAUGGACACUAUCAACAUCACUUUCUCAAUCAAGUUCACAAGCAAAGAAUAUAUUUUCGAGUCCGAGUUCAAAUGAAGACAACAUUUCUCAAGAAGAUACAAGGACACUACCAAUUUCUGUCCCACAAUCAAUUGCAACAGCCAAUAGUUUACUUACAGGUUCGAGUGCAGAAGAGCAAACAGCUCAAGAGGAGACAUCGGAACAUUCAAAAUCCUUACCUCAAUUAACAACAGAAGAGCGCAGUUCAUUACAAGAAUCCAGCGCAGAAGAAAAUCAAAUGACAGAAGUGCCAUGGACACUAUCAACAUCACAAUUUCAAUCAAGUUCACAAGCAAAGAAUACAUUUUCGAGUCAGAGCUUAAAUGAAGACAAAACUUCUCAAGAAGAUACAAGGACACUAUCCAUUUCUGCCCCACAAUCAAGUACAACAGCAAAUAGAUUACUUACAGGUUCGAUUGCAGAAGAGCAAACAGCUCAAGAGGAGACAUCGGAACUUUCAAAAUCCUUACCUCAAUUAACAACAGAAGAAAGCAGUUCAUUUCAAAAAUCCAGUGCAGAAGAAAAUCAAAUGACAGAAGUGCCAUGGACAGUUUUAACAUCACUUUCUCAAUCAAGUUCAAUAACAAAGAAUAUAUUUUCGAGUCAAAGUGUAAAUGAAGACAAAACUUCUCAAGAAGAUACAAGGACACUAUCAAUUUCUGUCCCACAAUCAAUUGCAACAGCCAAUAGUUUACUUACAGGUUCGAGUGCAGAAGAGCAAACAGCUCAAGAGGAGACAUCGGAACUUUCAAACUCCUUACCUCAAUUAACAACAGAAGAAAGCAGUUCAUUUCAAAAAUCCAGUGCAGAAGAAAAUCAAAUGACAGAAGUGCCAUGGACACUAUCAACAUCACUUUCUCAAUCAAGUUCACAAGCAAAGAAUAUAUUUUCGAGUCCGAGUUCAAAUGAAGACAACAUUUCUCAAGAAGAUACAAGGACACUACCAAUUUCUGUCCCACAAUCAAUUGCAACAGCCAAUAGUUUACUUACAGGUUCGAGUGCAGAAGAGCAAACAGCUCAAGAGGAGACAUCGGAACAUUCAAAAUCCUUACCUCAAUUAACAACAGAAGAGAGCAGUUCAUUUCAAGAAUCCAGUGCAGAAGAAAAUCAAACGACAGAAGUGCCAUGGACACUAUCAACAUCACUUUCUCAAUCAAGUUCAAAAACAAAGAAUAUAUUUUCGAGUCAGAGUGUAAAUGAAGACAAAACUUCUCAAGAAGAUACAAGGACACUAUCAAUUUCUGUCCCACAAUCAAUUGCAACAACCAAUAGUUUACUUACAGGUUCGAGUGCAGAAGAGCAAACAGCUCAAGAGGAGACAUCGGAACAUUCAAAAUCCUUACCUCAAUUAACAACAGAAGAGAGCAGUUCAUUUCAAGAAUCCAGUGCAGAAGAAAAUCAAAUGACAGAAGUGCCAUGGACAGUUUUAACAUCACUUUCUCAAUCAAGUUCAAUAACAAAGAAUAUAUUUUCGAGUCAAAGUGUAAAUGAAGACAAAACUUCUCAAGAAGAUACAAGGACACUAUCAAUUUCUGUCCCACAAUCAUUUGCAACAACCAAUAGAUUACUUACAGGUUCGAGUGCAGAAGAGCAAACAGCUCAAGAGGAAACAUCGGAACAUUCAAAAUCCUUACCUCAAUUAACAACAGAAGAGCGCAGUUCAUUACAAGAAUCCAGCGCAGAAGAAAAUCAAAUGACAGAAGUGCCAUGGACACUAUCAACAUCACUUUCUCAAUCAAGUUCAAUAACAAAGAAUAUAUUUUCGAGUCAGAGUGUAAAUGAAGACAAAACUUCUCAAGAAGAUACAAGGACACUAUCAAUUUCUGUCCCACAAUCAUUUGCAACAGCCAAUAGUUUACUUACAGGUUCGAGUGCAGAAGAGCAAACAGCUCAAGAGGAGACAUCGGAACAUUCAAAAUCCUUACCUCAAUUAACAACAGAAGAGAGCAGUUCAUUUCAAGAAUCCAGUGCAGAAGAAAAUCAAAUGACAGAAGUGCCAUGGACAGUUUUAACAUCACUUUCUCAAUCAAGUUCAAUAACAAAGAAUAUAUUUUCGAGUCAAAGUGUAAAUGAAGACAAAACUUCUCAAGAAGAUACAAGGACACUAUCAAUUUCUGUCCCACAAUCAUUUGCAACAGCCAAUAGUUUACUUACAGGUUCGAGUGCAGAAGAGCAAACAGCUCAAGAGGAGACAUCGGAACAUUCAAAAUCCUUACCUCAAUUAACAACAGAAGAGAGCAGUUCAUUUCAAGAAUCCAGUGCAGAAGAAAAUCAAAUGACAGAAGUGCCAUGGACAGUUUUAACAUCACUUUCUCAAUCAAGUUCAAUAACAAAGAAUAUAUUUUCGAGUCAAAGUGUAAAUGAAGACAAAACUUCUCAAGAAGAUACAAGGACACUAUCAAUUUCUGUCCCACAAUCAUUUGCAACAACCAAUAGAUUACUUACAGGUUCGAGUGCAGAAGAGCAAACAGCUCAAGAGGAAACAUCGGAACAUUCAAAAUCCUUACCUCAAUUAACAACAGAAGAGCGCAGUUCAUUACAAGAAUCCAGCGCAGAAGAAAAUCAAAUGACAGAAGUGCCAUGGACAGUUUUAACAUCACUUUCUCAAUCAAGUUCAAAAACAAAGAAUAUAUUUUCGAGUCAGAGUGUAAAUGAAGACAAAACUUCUCAAGAAGAUACAAGGACACUAUCAAUUUCUGUCCCACAAUCAAUUGCAACAGCCAAUAGUUUACUUACAGGUUCGAGUGCAGAAGAGCAAACAGCUCAAGAGGAGACAUCGGAACUUUCAAACUCCUUACCUCAAUUAACAACAGAAGAAAGCAGUUCAUUUCAAAAAUCCAGUGCAGAAGAAAAUCAAAUGACAGAAGUGCCAUGGACACUAUCAACAUCACUUUCUCAAUCAAGUUCACAAGCAAAGAAUAUAUUUUCGAGUCCGAGUUCAAAUGAAGACAACAUUUCUCAAGAAGAUACAAGGACACUACCAAUUUCUGUCCCACAAUCAAUUGCAACAGCCAAUAGUUUACUUACAGGUUCGAGUGCAGAAGAGCAAACAGCUCAAGAGGAGACAUCGGAACAUUCAAAAUCCUUACCUCAAUUAACAACAGAAGAGAGCAGUUCAUUUCAAGAAUCCAGUGCAGAAGAAAAUCAAACGACAGAAGUGCCAUGGACACUAUCAACAUCACUUUCUCAAUCAAGUUCAAAAACAAAGAAUAUAUUUUCGAGUCAGAGUGUAAAUGAAGACAAAACUUCUCAAGAAGAUACAAGGACACUAUCAAUUUCUGUCCCACAAUCAUUUGCAACAACCAAUAGAUUACUUACAGGUUCGAGUGCAGAAGAGCAAACAGCUCAAGAGGAGACAUCGGAACAUUCAAAAUCCUUACCUCAAUUAACAACAGAAGAGCGCAGUUCAUUACAAGAAUCCAGCGCAGAAGAAAAUCAAAUGACAGAAGUGCCAUGGACACUAUCAACAUCACUUUCUCAAUCAAGUUCACAAGCAAAGAACAUAUUUUCGAGUCAGAGUUUAAAUGAAGACAACAUUUCUCAAGAAGAUACAAGGACACCAUCAAUAUCUGUCCCACAAUCAAGUACAACAGCAAAUAGAUUACUUACAGGUUCGAUUGCAGAAGAGCAAACAGCUCAAGAGGAAACAUCGGAACAUUCAAAAUCCUUACCUCAAUUAACAACAGAAGAGAGCAGUUCAUUUCAAGAAUCCAGUGCAGAAGAAAAUCAAAUGACAGAAGUGCCAUGGACACUAUCAACAUCACUUUCUCAAUCAAGUUCAGAACCAAAGAAUAUAUUUUCGAGUCAGAGUUUAAAUGAAGACAACAUUUCUCAAGAAGAUACAAGGACACCAUCAAUAUCUGUCCCACAAUCAAGUACAACAGCAAAUAGAUUACUUACAGGUUCGAUUGCAAAAGAGCAAACAGCUCAAGAGGAGACAUCGGAACUUUCAAAAUCCUUACCUCAAUUAACAACAGAAGAGAGCAGUUCAUUUCAAGAAUCCAGUGUAGAAGAAAAUCAAAUGACAGAAGUGCCAUGGACACUAUCAACAUCACUUUCUCAAUCAAGUUCAGAACCAAAGAAUAUAUUUUCGAGUCCGAGUUUAUAUGAAGACAACAUUUCUCAAGAAGAUACAAGGACACUAUCAAUUUCUGUCCCACAAUCAAUUGCAACAGCCAAUAGUUUACUUACAGGUUCGAGUGCAGAAGAGCAAACAGCUCAAGAGGAGACAUCGGAACUUUCAAACUCCUUACCUCAAUUAACAACAGAAGAAAGCAGUUCAUUUCAAAAAUCCAGUGCAGAAGAAAAUCAAAUGACAGAAGUGCCAUGGACACUAUCAACAUCACUUUCUCAAUCAAGUUCACAAGCAAAGAAUAUAUUUUCGAGUCCGAGUUUAAAUGAAGACAACAUUUCUCAAGAAGAUACAAGGACACUGCCAAUUUCUGUCCCACAAUCAAUUGCAACAGCCAAUAGUUUACUUACAGGUUCGAGUGCAGAAGAGCAAACAGCUCAAGAGGAGACAUCGGAACUUUCAAACUCCUUACCUCAAUUAACAACAGAAGAAAGCAGUUCAUUUCAAGAAUCCAGUGCAGAAGAAAAUCAAACGACUAAAAUGCCAUGGACACUAUCGACAUCCCCUUCUCAAUCAAGUUCAAAAACAAAGAAUAUAUUUUCGAGUCAGAAUGUAAAAGAAGACAAAACUUUUCAAGAAGAUACAUCUAUUUCUUUUCCACAAUCAAGUACUAAAGCAAAUAGUUUUCUUACAGUUUCGAGGGUCGAUGAAAUGUCAUCGCAGUUUUCAUCUUUAGAUAUGAUAGAGCCCAUAACAAGCAGUAAACUAUCUACACAUAAUGAUUGCGAAUGCACUUGCCUAUUGGAACAAGGAAAAGACUCGUGUACCUGCAACUGUAUGACAGAUACCAAUUCUAUUGACGAAUCAAUCUUAACAGCAAGCCAAAUAGUGUCAAGCGAAGAUCUUCAGUACUCCUCAAAUCCACCUUCAUAUAAAAGUACGCAAGAAAAUACAAAUACCAAAGGAAAAAAUAAAAAUCUGUCAACAUUAUUACAAAUAUCGAGUACAGGACCGUAUCAAAUAUCAAAGCGAAUUCCUUCUUCGAGCACACUGUUCAGUGAUAUAAUAAAAAUUUCAAGCACAGACAAAGAUCACCCGACUCUUGACGAAGAAGAAAAUAUAUCAAAAUCUCCACUCCAGUUGAGUACAACUUCCAGUAGCCUACCAAAAAUACAGAUCACUGGAAUAAGCCAUUUACCCUUCCUAAGUACAAUAUCAAACAUUAAAUUUGAACAAUCAAGUUUUCAUGGCUGUGAUUGUACUUGCCAAUUGGAAAUAAGAAAGGACUCGUGUAUCUGUGAAUGCAACCUUAAAGAAAGCACAUCAGAACGCUUAAAAAGUGUUACAGCAAGUUCACUUUAUAUUUAUCUUCCGCAAUCAAGUACAACAGCACACAGUUUACUUACAGAUUUGAGUGCAGAAGAUCAAACAAAUCAAGAGGAAACAUCAGAACUUUCAAAUUCCGUACCUCAAUUAACAACAGAAGAAAGCAUUUCAUUUCAAGAAUCUAGUGCAGAACAAAAUCAAAUGACAGAAGAGCCGUGGACUCUAUCAACUUCACCUCCUCAAUCAAGUUCAAAAACAAAGAAUAUAUUUUCGAGCCAGAGUGUAAAUGAAGACAAAGUUUCUCUAGAGGAUACAAGGACACUGUCGACUUCUCAAUCAAUAACAAUAACAAAUAGUCUACUUACAGAUUUGAGUUCCGAAGAUCAAACAAAUCAAGAGGAAACAUCAGAACUUUCAGAAUCCCUACCUCAAUUAACAACAGAAGAAAUCAGUUCAUUUCAAGAAUCCAGUGCAAAGGAAAAUCAAAUGACAGAAGUGCCAUGGACACUAUCAACAUCACUUUCUCAAUCAAGUUCAAAAACAAAGAAUAUAUUUUCGAGUCAGAGUGUAAAUGAAGACAACAUUUCUCAAGAAGAUACAAGGACACCAUCAAUUUCUGUUCCACAAUCAAUUGCAACAGCCAAUAGUUUACUUACAGGUUCGAGUGCAGAAGAGCAAACAGCUCAAGAGGAGACAUCGGAACUUUCAAAAUCCUUACCUCAAUUAACAACAGAAGAGAGCAGUUCACUUCAAGAAUCCAGUGCAGAAGAAAAUGAAAUGACAGAAGUGCCAUGGACACUAUCAACAUCACUUUCUCAAUCAAGUUCAAAAACAAAGAAUAUAUUUUCGAGUCAGAGUGUAAAUGAAGACAACAUUUCUCAAGAAGAUACAAGGACACCAUCAAUUUCUGUUCCACAAUCAAUUGCAACAGCCAAUAGUUUACUUACAGGUUCGAGUGCAGAAGAGCAAACAGCUCAAGAGGAGACAUCGGAACUUUCAAAAUCCUUACCUCAAUUAACAACAGAAGAGAGCAGUUCACUUCAAGAAUCCAGUGCAGAAGAAAAUGAAAUGACAGAAGUGCCAUGGACACUAUCAACAUCACUUUCUCAAUCAAGUUCAAAAACAAAGAAUAUAUUUUCGAGUCAGAGUGUAAAUGAAGACAACAUUUCUCAAGAAGAUACAAGGACACCAUCAAUUUCUGUUCCACAAUCAAUUGCAACAGCCAAUAGUUUACUUACAGGUUCGAGUGCAGAAGAGCAAACAGCUCAAGAGGAGACAUCGGAACUUUCAAAAUCCUUACCUCAAUUAACAACAGAAGAGAGCAGUUCACUUCAAGAAUCCAGUGCAGAAGAAAAUCAAAUGACAGAAGUGCCAUGGACACUAUCAACAUCACUUUCUCAAUCAAGUUCAAAAACAAUGAAUAUAUUUUCGAGUCAGAGUGUAAAAGAAGACAAAACUUUUCAAGAAGAUACAAGGACACCAUCAAUUUCUGUCCCACAAUCAAUUGCAACAGCCAAUAGUUUACUUACAGGUUCGAGUGCAGAAGAGCAAACAGCUCAAGAGGAGACAUCGGAACUUUCAAAAUCCUUACCUCAAUUAACAACAGAAGAAAGCAGUUCAUUCCAAGAAUCCAGUGCAGAAAAAAAUCAAAUGACAGAAGUGCCAUGGACACUAUCAACAUCACUUUCUCAAUCAAGUUCAAAAACAAUGAAUAUAUUUUCGAGUCAGAAUGUAAAAGAAGACAAAACUUUUCAAGAAGAUACAAGGACACAAUCUAUUUCUUUUCCACAAUCAAGUACUAAAGCAAAUAGUUUACUUUCAGUUUCGAGGGCAGAAGAACAAUCAUCGCAGUUUUCAUCUUUAGAUAUGAUAGAGCCCAUAACAAGCAGUAAACUAUCUACACAUAAUGAUUGCGAAUGCACUUGCCUAUUGGAACAAGGAAAAGACUCUUGUACCUGCAACUGUAUGACAGAUACCAAUUCUAUUGACAAAUCAAUCUUAACAGCAAGCCAAAUAGUGUCAAGCGAAGAUCUUCAGUACUCCUCAAAUCCACUUUCAUAUAAAAGUACGCAAGAAAAUACAAAUACCAAAGGAAAAAAUAAAAAUCUGUCAACAUUAUUACAAAUUUCGAGUACUGGACCGUAUCAAAUAUCCCAAAGCGAAAUUGGAAAUCAAUCGCAAUAUGUUCCUCCUUCGAGCACACUAUUCAGUGAUAUAACCAAAAUUUCAAACACAGACAAAGAUCACCCGACUCUUGACGAAGAAGAAAAUAUAUCAAAAUCUCCACUCCAUUUGAGUAGAACUUCUAGUAGCCUACCAAAAAUACAGAUCACUGGAGUAAGCCAUUUACCCUUCCUAAGUACAAUAUCAAACAUUAAAUUUGAACAAUCAAGUUUUCAUGGCUGUGAUUGUACUUGCCAAUUGGAAAUAGGAAAAGACUCGUGUAUCUGUGAAUGCAAUCUUAAAGAAAGCACAUCAGAACGCUUAAAAAGUGUUACAGCAAGUUCACUUUAUAUUUAUCUCCCGCAAUCAAGUACAACAGCACACAGUUUACUUACAGAUUUGAGUGCAGAAAAUCAAACAAAUCAAGAGGAAACAUCAGAACUUUCAAAAUCCUUACCUCAAUUAACAACAGAAGAAAUCAGUUCAUUUCAAGAAUCCAGUGCAAAGGAAAAUCAUAUGACAGAAGAGCCGUGGACUCUAUCAACUUCACCUCGUCAAUCAAGUUCAAAAACAAAGAAUAUAUUUUCGAGCCAGAGUGUAAAUGAAGACAAAGUUUCUCUAGAGAAUACAAGGACACUUUCGACUUCUCAAUCAAUAACAAUAACAAAUAGUCUACUUACAGAUUUGAGUGCAGAAGAUCAAACAAAUCAAGAGGAAACAUCAGAACUUUCAAAUUCCGUACCUCAAUUAACAACAGAAGAAAGCAUUUCAUUUCAAGAAUCUAGUGCAAAACAAAAUCAAAUAACAGAAGAGCCGUGGACUCUAUCAACUUCACCUCCUCAAUCAAGUUCAAAAACAAAGAAUAUAUUUUCGAGUCAGAGUGUAAAUGAAGACAAAGUUUCUCUAGAGGAUACAAGGACACUUUCGACUUCUCAAUCAAUAACAAUAACAAAUAGUCUACUUACAGAUUUGAGUGCAGAAGAUCAAACAAAUCAAGAGGAAACAUCAGAACUUUCAAAUUCCGUACCUCAAUUAACAACAGAAGAAAGCAUUUCAUUUCAAGAAUCUAGUGCAGAACAAAAUCAAAUGACAGAAGAGCCGUGGACUCUAUCAACUUCACCUCCUCAAUCAAGUUCAAAAACAAAGAAUAUAUUUUCGAGUCAGAGUGUAAAUGAAGACAAAGUUUCUCUAGAGGAUACAAGGACACUGUCGAUUUCUCAAUCAAUUACAAUGACAAAUAGUCCACUUACAGAUUUGAGUGCAGAAGAUCAAACAAAUCAAGAGGAAACAUCAGAACUUUCAAAUUCCGUACCUCAAUUAACAACAGAAGAAAGCAGUUCAUUUCAAGAAUCCAGUGGAGAAGAAAAUCAUAUAACAGAAGUGCCAUGGACACUAUCAACAUCACUUUCUCAAUCAAGUUCAAAAACAAAGAAUAUAUUUUCGAGUCAGAAUGUAAAAGAAGACAAAACUUUUCAAGAAGAUACAUCUAUUUCUUUUCCACAAUCAAGUACUAAAGCAAAUAGUUUUCUUACAGUUUCGAGGGUCGAUGAAAUAUCAUCGCAGUUUUCAUCUUUAGAUAUGAUAGAGCCCAUAACAAGCAGUAAACUAUCUACACAUAAUGAUUGCGAAUGCACUUGCCUAUUGGAACAAGGAAAAGACUCGUGUACCUGCAACUGUAUGACAGAUACCAAUUCUAUUGACGAAUCAAUCUUAACAGCAAGCCAAAUAGUGUCAAGCGAAGAUCUUCAGUACUCCUCAAAUCCACCUUCAUAUAAAAGUACGCAAGAAAAUACAAAUACCAAAGGAAAAAAUAAAAAUCUGUCAACAUUAUUACAAAUAUCGAGUACAGGACCGUAUCAAAUAUCAAAGCGAAUUCCUUCUUCGAGCACACUGUUCAGUGAUAUAAUAAAAAUUUCAAGCACAGACAAAGAUCACCCGACUCUUGACGAAGAAGAAAAUAUAUCAAAAUCUCCACUCCAGUUGAGUACAACUUCUAGUAGCCUACCAAAAAUACAGAUCACUGGAAUAAGCCAUUUACCCUUCCUAAGUACAAUAUCAAACAUUAAAUUUGAACAAUCAAGUUUUCAUGGCUGUGAUUGUACUUGCCAAUUGGAAAUAAGAAAGGACUCGUGUAUCUGUGAAUGCAACCUUAAAGAAAGCACAUCAGAACGCUUAAAAAGUGUUACAGCAAGUUCACUUUAUAUUUAUCUUCCGCAAUCAAGUACAACAGCACACAGUUUACUUACAGAUUUGAGUGCAGAAAAUCAAACAAAUCAAGAGGAAACAUCAGAACUUUCAAAUUCCGUACCUCAAUUAACAACAGAAGAAAGCAUUUCAUUUCAAGAAUCUAGUGCAGAACAAAAUCAAAUGACAGAAGAGCCGUGGACUCUAUCAACUUCACCUCCUCAAUCAAGUUCAAAAACAAAGAAUAUAUUUUCGAGUCAGAGUGUAAAUGAAGACAAAGUUUCUCUAGAGGAUACAAGGACACUUUCGACUUCUCAAUCAAUAACAAUAACAAAUAGUCUACUUACAGAUUUGAGUGCAGAAGAUCAAACAAAUCAAGAGGAAACAUCAGAACUUUCAAAAUCUUUACCUCAAUUAACAACAGAAGAAAGCAUUUCAUUUCAAGAAUCUAGUGCAGAACAAAAUCAAAUGACAGAAGAGCCGUGGACUCUAUCAACUUCACCUCCUCAAUCAAGUUCAAAGACAAACAUUAUAUUUUCGAGUCAGAGUGUAAAUGAAGACAAAACUUCUCUAGAGGAUACAAGGACACUGUCGACUUCUCAAUCAAUAACAAUAACAAAUAGUCUACUUACAGAUUUGAGUGCAGAAGAUCAAACAAAUCAAGAGGAAACAUCAGAACUUUCAAAUUCCGUACCUCAAUUAACAACAGAAGAAAGCAUUUCAUUUCAAGAAUCUAGUGCAGAACAAAAUCAAAUGACAGAAGAGCCGUGGACUCUAUCAACUUCACCUCCUCAAUCAAGUUCAAAAACAAAGAAUAUAUUUUCGAGUCAGAGUGUAAAUGAAGACAAAGUUUCUCUAGAGGAUACAAGGACACUUUCGACUUCUCAAUCAAUAACAAUAACAAAUAGUCUACUUACAGAUUUGAGUGCAGAAGAUCAAACAAAUCAAGAGGAAACAUCAGAACUUUCAAAUUCCGUACCUCAAUUAACAACAGAAGAAAGCAUUUCAUUUCAAGAAUCUAGUGCAGAACAAAAUCAAAUGACAGAAGAGCCGUGGACACCAUCAACAUCUCUUCCUCAAACAAGUUCAAAGACAAACAUUACAUUUUCGAGUCAGAGUGUAAAUAAAGACAAAACUUCUCUAGAGGAUACAAGGACACUGUCGAUUUCUCAAUCAAUUACAAUGACAAAUAGUCCACUUACAGAUUUGAGUGCAGAAGAUCAAACAAAUCAAGAGGAAACAUCAGAACUUUCAAAAUCUUUACCUCAAUUAACAACAGAAGAAAGCAUUUCAUUUCAAGAAUCUAGUGCAGAACAAAAUCAAAUGACAGAAGAGCCGUGGACUCUAUCAACUUCACCUCCUCAAUCAAGUUCAAAGACAAACAUUAUAUUUUCGAGUCAGAGUGUAAAUGAAGACAAAACUUCUCUAGAGGAUACAAGGACACUGUCGACUUCUCAAUCAAUAACAAUAACAAAUAGUCUACUUACAGAUUUGAGUGCAGAAGAUCAAACAAAUCAAGAGGAAACAUCAGAACUUUCAAAUUCCGUACCUCAAUUAACAACAGAAGAAAGCAUUUCAUUUCAAGAAUCUAGUGCAGAACAAAAUCAAAUGACAGAAGAGCCGUGGACUCUAUCAACUUCACCUCCUCAAUCAAGUUCAAAAACAAAGAAUAUAUUUUCGAGUCAGAGUGUAAAUGAAGACAAAGUUUCUCUAGAGGAUACAAGGACACUUUCGACUUCUCAAUCAAUAACAAUAACAAAUAGUCUACUUACAGAUUUGAGUGCAGAAGAUCAAACAAAUCAAGAGGAAACAUCAGAACUUUCAAAUUCCGUACCUCAAUUAACAACAGAAGAAAGCAUUUCAUUUCAAGAAUCUAGUGCAGAACAAAAUCAAAUGACAGAAGAGCCGUGGACACCAUCAACAUCUCUUCCUCAAACAAGUUCAAAGACAAACAUUAUAUUUUCGAGUCAGAGUGUAAAUGAAGACAAAACUUCUCUAGAGGAUACAAGGACACUGUCGACUUCUCAAUCAAUAACAAUAACAAAUAGUCUACUUACAGAUUUGAGUUCCGAAGAUCAAACAAAUCAAGAGGAAACAUCAGAACUUUCAAAAUCUUUACCUCAAUUAACAACAGAAGAAAGCAUUUCAUUUCAAGAAUCUAGUGCAGAACAAAUUCAAAUGACAGAAGAGCCGUGGACUCUAUCAACUUCACCUCCUCAAUCAAGUUCAAAGACAAACAUUAUAUUUUCGAGUCAGAGUGUAAAUGAAGACAAAACUUCUCUAGAGGAUACAAGGACACUGUCGACUUCUCAAUCAAUAACAAUAACAAAUAGUCUACUUACAGAUUUGAGUUCCGAAGAUCAAACAAAUCAAGAGGAAACAUCAGAACUUUCAAAAUCUUUACCUCAAUUAACAACAGAAGAAAGCAUUUCAUUUCAAGAAUCUAGUGCAGAAGAAAAUCAAAUGACAGAAGAGCCGUGGACUCUAUCAACAUCACCUGCUCAAUCAAGUUCAAAAACAAAGAAUAUAUUUUCGAGUCAGAGUGUAAAUGAAGACAAAACUUCUCUAGAGGAUACAAGGACACUGUUGACUUCUCAAUCAAUAACAAUAACAAAUAGUCUCCUUACAGAAUUGAGUGCAGAAGAUCAAACAAAUCAAGAGGAAACAUCAGAACUUUCAAAUUCCUUACCUCAAUUAACAACAGAAGAAAGCAUUUCAUUUCAAGAAUCUAGUGCAGAACAAAAUCAAAUGACAGAAGAGCCGUGGACUCUAUCAACUUCACCUCCUCAAUCAAGUUCAAAGACAAACAUUAUAUUUUCGAGUCAGAGUGUAAAUGAAAACAAAACUUCUCUAGAGGAUACAAGGACACUGUCGACUUCUCAAUCAAUAACAAUAACAAAUAGUCUACUUACAGAUUUGAGUGCAGAAGAUCAAACAAAUCAAGAGGAAACAUCAGAACUUUCAAAUUCCGUACCUCAAUUAACAACAGAAGAAAGCAUUUCAUUUCAAGAAUCUAUUGCAGAACAAAAUCAAAUGACAGAAGAGCCGUGGACUCUAUCAACUUCACCUCCUCAAUCAAGUUCAAAGACAAACAUUAUAUUUUCGAGUCAGAGUGUAAAUGAAAACAAAACUUCUCUAGAGGAUACAAGGACACUGUCGACUUCUCAAUCAAUAACAAUAACAAAUAGUCUACUUACAGAUUUGAGUGCAGAAGAUCAAACAAAUCAAGAGAAAACAUCAGAACUUUCAAAUUCCGUACCUCAAUUAACAACAGAAGAAAGCAUUUCAUUUCAAGAAUCUAGUGCAGAACAAAAUCAAAUGACAGAAGAGCCGUGGACACUAUCAACAUCUCUUCCUCAAACAAGUUCAAAGACAAACAUUACAUUUUCGAGUCAGAGUGUAAAUGAAGACAAAACUUCUCUAGAGGAUACAAGGACACUGUCGAUUUCUCAAUCAAUUACAAUGACAAAUAGUCCACUUACAGAUUUGAGUGCAGAAGAUCAAACAAAUCAAGAGGAAACAUCAGAACUUUCAAAAUCUUUACCUCAAUUAACAACAGAAGAAAGCAUUUCAUUUCAAGAAUCUAGUGCAGAACAAAAUCAAAUGACAGAAGAGCCGUGGACACCAUCAACAUCUCUUCCUCAAUCAAGUUCAAAGACAAACAAUAUAUUUUCGAGUCAGAGUGUAAAUGAAGACAAAACUUCUCUAGGGGAUACAAGGACACUGUCGAUUUCUCAAUCAAGAGAAAUAACAAAUAGUCUACUUACAGAUUUGAGUGCAGAAGAUCAAACAAAUCAAGAGGAAACAUCAGAACUUUCAAAAUCUUUACCUCAAUUAACAACUGAAGAAAGUAUUUCAUUUCAAGAAUCUAGUGCAGAACAAAAUCAAAUGACAGAAGAGCCGUGGACACUAUCAACAUGUCUUCCUCAAACAAGUUCAAAGACAAACAUUACAUUUUCGAGUCAGAGUGUAAAUGAAGACAAAACUUCUCUAGAGGAUACAAGGACACUGUCGAUUUCUCAAUCAAUUACAAUGACAAAUAGUCCACUUACAGAUUUGAGUGCAGAAGAUCAAACAAAUCAAGAGGAAACAUCAGAACUUUCAAAAUCUUUACCUCAAUUAACAACAGAAGAAAGCAUUUCAUUUCAAGAAUCUAGUGCAGAACAAAAUCAAAUGACAGAAGAGCCGUGGACACUAUCAACAUCUCUUCCUCCAAUCAAGUUCCAAAAGACAAAACAAUAUAUUUUUCGAGUCAAGAGUGAAGAAAGCAUUUCAUUUCAAGAAUCUAGUGCAGAACAAAAUCAAAUGACAGAAAAGCCGUGGACACCAUCAACAUCUCUUCCUCAAUCAAGUUCAAAGACAAACAAUAUAUUUUCGAGUCAGAGUGUAAAUGAAGACAAAACUUCUCUAGGGGAUACAAGGACACUGUCGAUUUCUCAAUCAAGAGAAAUAACAAAUAGUCUACUUACAGAUUUGAGUGCAGAAGAUCAAACAAAUCAAGAGGAAACAUCAGAACUUUCAAAAUCUUUACCUCAAUUAACAACAGAAGAAAGCAUUUCAUUUCAAGAAUCUAGUGCAGAACAAAAUCAAAUGACAGAAGAGCCGUGGACACUAUCAACAUCUCUUUCUCAAACAAGUUCAAAGACAAACAAUAUAUUUUCGAGUCAGAGUGUAAAUGAAGACAAAACUUCUCUAGGGGAUACAAGGACACUGUCGAUUUCACAAUCAAUUACAAUGACAAAUAGUCCACUUACAGAUUUGAGUGCAGAAGAUCAAACAAAUCAAGAGGAAACAUCAGAACUUUCAAAAUCUUUACCUCAAUUAACAACAGCAGAAAGCAUUUCAUUUCAAGAAUCUAGUGCAGAACAAAAUCAAAUGACAGAAGAGCCGUGGACACUAUCAACAUCUCUUCCUCAAACAAGUUCAAAGACAAACAUUACAUUUUCGAGUCAGAGUGUAUAUGAAGACAAAACUUCUCUAGAGGAUACAAGGACACUGUCGAUUUCUCAAUCAAUUACAAUGACAAAUAGUCCACUUACAGAUUUGAGUGCAGAAGAUCAAACAAAUCAAGAGGAAACAUCAGAACUUUCAAAAUCUUUACCUCAAUUAACAACAGAAGAAAGCAUUUCAUUUCAAGAAUCUAGUGCAGAACAAAAUCAAAUGACAGAAGAGCCGUGGACACUAUCAACAUCUCUUCCUCAAACAAGUUCAAAGACGAACAUUACAUUUUCGAGUCAGAGUGUAAAUGAAGACAAAACUUCUCUAGAGGAUACAAGGACACUGUCGAUUUCUCAAUCAAUUACAAUGACAAAUAGUCCACUUACAGAUUUGAGUGCAGAAGAUCAAACAAAUCAAGAGGAAACAUCAGAACUUUCAAAAUCUUUACCUCAAUUAACAACAGAAGAAAGCAUUUCAUUUCAAGAAUCUAGUGCAGAACAAAAUCAAAUGACAGAAGGAGGCCGUGGACACUUAUCAACAUCUCUUCCUCAAACAAGUUCAAAGACAAACAUUACAUUUUCGAGUCAGAGUGUAUAUGAAGACAAAACUUCUCUAGAGGAUACAAGGACACUGUCGAUUUCUCAAUCAAUUACAAUGACAAAUAGUCCACUUACAGAUUUGAGUGCAGAAGAUCAAACAAAUCAAGAGGAAACAUCAGAACUUUCAAAAUCUUUACCUCAAUUAACAACAGAAGAAAGCAUUUCAUUUCAAGAAUCUAGUGCAGAACAAAAUCAAAUGACAGAAGAGCCGUGGACACUAUCAACAUCUCUUCCUCAAACAAGUUCAAAGACAAACAUUACAUUUUCGAGUCAGAGUGUAAAUGAAGACAAAACUUCUCUAGAGGAUACAAGGACACUGUCGAUUUCUCAAUCAAUUACAAUGACAAAUAGUCCACUUACAGAUUUGAGUGCAGAAGAUCAAACAAAUCAAGAGGAAACAUCAGAACUUUCAAAAUCUUUACCUCAAUUAACAACAGCAGAAAGCAUUUCAUUUCAAGAAUCUAGUGCAGAACAAAAUCAAAUGACAGAAGAGCCGUGGACACUAUCAACAUCUCUUCCUCAAACAAGUUCAAAGACAAACAUUACAUUUUCGAGUCAGAGUGUAUAUGAAGACAAAACUUCUCUAGAGGAUACAAGGACACUGUCGAUUUCUCAAUCAAUUACAAUGACAAAUAGUCCACUUACAGAUUUGAGUGCAGAAGAUCAAACAAAUCAAGAGGAAACAUCAGAACUUUCAAAAUCUUUACCUCAAUUAACAACAGAAGAAAGCAUUUCAUUUCAAGAAUCUAGUGCAGAACAAAAUCAAAUGACAGAAGAGCCGUGGACACUAUCAACAUCUCUUCCUCAAACAAGUUCAAAGACAAACAUUACAUUUUCGAGUCAGAGUGUAAAUGAAGACAAAACUUCUCUAGAGGAUACAAGGACACUGUCGAUUUCUCAAUCAAUAACAAUGACAAAUAGUCCACUUACAGAUUUGAGUGCAGAAGAUCAAACAAAUCAAGAGGAAACAUCAGAACUUUCAAAAUCUUUACCUCAAUUAACAACAGAAGAAAGCAUUUCAUUUCAAGAAUCUAGUGCAGAACAAAAUCAAAUGACAGAAAAGCCGUGGACACCAUCAACAUCUCUUCCUCAAUCAAGUUCAAAGACAAACAAUAUAUUUUCGAGUCAGAGUGUAAAUGAAGACAAAACUUCUCUAGGGGAUACAAGGACACCGUCGAUUUCUCAAUCAAGAGCAAUAACAAAUAGUCUACUUACAGAUUUGAGUGCAGAAGAUCAAACAAAUCAAGAGGAAACAUCAGAACUUUCAAAAUCUUUACCUCAAUUAACAACAGAAGAAAGCAUUUCAUUUCAAGAAUCUAGUGCAGAACAAAAUCAAAUGACAGAAGAGCCGUGGACACUAUCAACAUCUCUUUCUCAAACAAGUUCAAAGACAAACAAUAUAUUUUCGAGUCAGAGUGUAUAUGAAGACAAAACUUCUCUAGAGGAUACAAGGACACUGUCGAUUUCUCAAUCAAUAACAAUAACAAAUAGUCUACUUACAGAUUUGAGUGCAGAAGAUCAAACAAAUCAAGAGGAAACAUCAGAACUUUCAAAAUCUUUACCUCAAUUAACAACAGAAGAAAGCAUUUCAUUUCAAGAAUCUAGUGCAGAACAAAAUCAAAUGACAGAAGAGCCGUGGACACUAUCAACAUCUCUUCCUCAAACCAAGUUCAAAGACAAACAUUACAUUUUCGAGUCAGAUCCACUUACAGAUUUGAGUGCAGAAGAUCAAACAAAUCAAGAGGAAACAUCAGAACUUUCAAAAUCUUUACCUCAAUUAACAACAGAAGAAAGCAUUUCAUUUCAAGAAUCUAGUGCAGAACAAAAUCAAAUGACAGAAGAGCCGUGGACACUAUCAACAUCUCUUCCUCAAACAAGUUCAAAGACAAACAUUACAUUUUCGAGUCAGAGUGUAAAUGAAGACAAAACUUCUCUAGAGGAUACAAGGACACUGUCGAUUUCUCAAUCAAUAACAAUGACAAAUAGUCCACUUACAGAUUUGAGUGCAGAAGAUCAAACAAAUCAAGAGGAAACAUCAGAACUUUCAAAAUCUUUACCUCAAUUAACAACAGAAGAAAGCAUUUCAUUUCAAGAAUCUAGUGCAGAACAAAAUCAAAUGACAGAAGAGCCGUGGACACCAUCAACAUCUCUUCCUCAAACAAGUUCAAAGACAAACAUUACAUUUUCGAGUCAGAGUGUAUAUGAAGACAAAACUUCUCUAGAGGAUACAAGGACACUUUCGAUUUCUCAAUCAAUAGCAAUGACAAAUAGUCCACUUACAGAUUUGAGUGCAGAAGAUCAAACAAAUCAAGAGGAAACAUCAGAACUUUCAAAAUCUUUACCUCAAUUAACAACAGAAGAAAGCAUUUCAUUUCAAGAAUCUAGUGCAGAACAAAAUCAAAUGACAGAAGAGCCGUGGACACUAUCAACAUCUCUUCCUCAAACAAGUUCAAAGACAAACAAUACAUUUUCGAGUCAGAGUGUAAAUGAAGACAAAACUUCUCUAGAGGAUACAAGGACACUGUCGAUUUCUCAAUCAAUUACAAUGACAAAUAGUCCACUUACAGAUUUGAGUGCAGAAGAUCAAACAAAUCAAGAGGAAACAUCAGAACUUUCAAAAUCUUUACCUCAAUUAACAACAGAAGAAAGCAUUUCAUUUCAAGAAUCUAGUCCACUUACAGAUUUGAGUGCAGAAGAUCAAACAAAUCAAGAGGAAACAUCAGAACUUUCAAAAUCUUUACCUCAAUUAACAACAGAAGAAAGCAUUUCAUUUCAAGAAUCUAGUGCAGAACAAAAUCAAAUGACAGAAGAGCCGUGGACACUAUCAACAUCUCUUCCUCAAACAAGUUCAAAGACAAACAUUACAUUUUCGAGUCAGAGUGUAUAUGAAGACAAAACUUCUCUAGAGGAUACAAGGACACUGUCGAUUUCUCAAUCAAUUACAAUGACAAAUAGUCCACUUACAGAUUUGAGUGCAGAAGAUCAAACAAAUCAAGAGGAAACAUCAGAACUUUCAAAAUCUUUACCUCAAUUAACAACAGAAGAAAGCAUUUCAUUUCAAGAAUCUAGUGCAGAACAAAAUCAAAUGACAGAAGAGCCGUGGACACUAUCAACAUCUCUUCCUCAAACAAGUUCAAAGACAAACAUUACAUUUUCGAGUCAGAGUGUAAAUGAAGACAAAACUUCUCUAGAGGAUACAAGGACACUGUCGAUUUCUCAAUCAAUUACAAUGACAAAUAGUCCACUUACAGAUUUGAGUGCAGAAGAUCAAACAAAUCAAGAGGAAACAUCAGAACUUUCAAAAUCUUUACCUCAAUUAACAACAGAAGAAAGCAUUUCAUUUCAAGAAUCUAGUGCAGAACAAAAUCAAAUGACAGAAGAGCCGUGGACACUAUCAACAUCUCUUCCUCAAACAAGUUCAAAGACAAACAUUACAUUUUCGAGUCAGAGUGUAAAUGAAGACAAAACUUCUCUAGAGGAUACAAGGACACUGUCGAUUUCUCAAUCAAUAACAAUGACAAAUAGUCCACUUACAGAUUUGAGUGCAGAAGAUCAAACAAAUCAAGAGGAAACAUCAGAACUUUCAAAAUCUUUACCUCAAUUAACAACGGAAGAAAGCAUUUCAUUUCAAGAAUCUAGUGCAGAACAAAAUCAAAUGACAGAAGAGCCGUGGACACUAUCAACAUCUCUUUCUCAAACAAGUUCAAAGACAAACAUUAUAUUUUCGAGUCAGAGUGUAAAUGAAGACAAAACUUCUCUAGGGAAUACAAGGACACUGUCGAUUUCUCAAUCAAUAACAAUGACAAAUAGUCCACUUACAGAUUUGAGUGCAGAAGAUCAAACAAAUCAAGAGGAAGCAUCAGAACUUUCAAAAUCUUUACCUCAAUUAACAACAGAAGAAAGCAUUUCAUUUCAAGAAUCUAGUGCAGAACAAAAUCAAAUGACAGAAGAGCCGUGGACACUAUCAACAUCUCUUCCUCAAACAAGUUCAAAGACAAACAUUAUAUUUUCGAGUCAGAGUGUAAAUGAAGACAAAACUUCUCUAGGAGAUACAAGGACACUGUCGAUUUCUCAAUCAAUAACAAUAACAAAUAGUCUCCUUACAGAUUUGAGUGCAGAAGAUCAAACAAAUCAAGAGGAAACAUCAGAACUUUCAAAAUCUUUACCUCAAUUAACAACAGAAGAAAGCAUUUCAUUUCAAGAAUCUAGUGCAGAACAAAAUCAAAUGACAGAAGAGCCGUGGACACUAUCAACAUCUCUUCCUCAAACAAGUUCAAAGACAAACAUUAUAUUUUCGAGUCAGAGUGUAAAUGAAGACAAAACUUCUCUAGAGGAUACAAGGACACUGUCGAUUUCUCAAUCAAUAACAAUGACAAAUAGUCCACUUACAGAUUUGAGUGCAGAAGAUCAAACAAAUCAAGAGGAAACAUCAGAACUUUCAAAAUCUUUACCUCAAUUAACAACAGAAGAAAGCAUUUCAUUUCAAGAAUCUAGUGCAGAACAAAAUCAAAUGACAGAAGAGCCGUGGACACUAUCAACAUCUCUUCCUCAAUCAAGUUCAAAGACAAACAAUAUAUUUUCGAGUCAGAGUGUAAAUGAAGACAAAACUUCUCUAGGGGAUACAAGGACACUGUCGAUUUCUCAAUCAAGAGAAAUAACAAAUAGUCUACUUACAGAUUUGAGUGCAGAAGAUCAAACAAAUCAAGAGGAAACAUCAGAACUUUCAAAAUCUUUACCUCAAUUAACAACAGCAGAAAGCAUUUCAUUUCAAGAAUCUAGUGCAGAACAAAAUCAAAUGACAGAAGAGCCGUGGACACUAUCAACAUCUCUUCCUCAAACAAGUUCAAAGACAAACAUUACAUUUUCGAGUCAGAGUGUAUAUGAAGACAAAACUUCUCUAGAGGAUACAAGGACACUGUCGAUUUCUCAAUCAAUUACAAUGACAAAUAGUCCACUUACAGAUUUGAGUGCAGAAGAUCAAACAAAUCAAGAGGAAACAUCAGAACUUUCAAAAUCUUUACCUCAAUUAACAACAGAAGAAAGCAUUUCAUUUCAAGAAUCUAGUGCAGAACAAAAUCAAAUGACAGAAAAGCCGUGGACACCAUCAACAUCUCUUCCUCAAACAAGUUCAAAGACAAACAUUACAUUUUCGAGUCAGAGUGUAUAUGAAGACAAAACUUCUCUAGAGGAUACAAGGACACUGUCGAUUUCUCAAUCAAGAGAAAUAACAAAUAGUCUACUUACAGAUUUGAGUGCAGAAGAUCAAACAAAUCAAGAGGAAACAUCAGAACUUUCAAAAUCUUUACCUCAAUUAACAACAGCAGAAAGCAUUUCAUUUCAAGAAUCUAGUGCAGAACAAAAUCAAAUGACAGAAGAGCCGUGGACACUAUCAACAUCUCUUCCUCAAACAAGUUCAAAGACAAACAUUACAUUUUCGAGUCAGAGUGUAUAUGAAGACAAAACUUCUCUAGAGGAUACAAGGACACUGUCGAUUUCUCAAUCAAUUACAAUGACAAAUAGUCCACUUACAGAUUUGAGUGCAGAAGAUCAAACAAAUCAAGAGGAAACAUCAGAACUUUCAAAAUCUUUACCUCAAUUAACAACAGAAGAAAGCAUUUCAUUUCAAGAAUCUAGUGCAGAACAAAAUCAAAUGACAGAAGAGCCGUGGACACUAUCAACAUCUCUUCCUCAAACAAGUUCAAAGACAAACAUUACAUUUUCGAGUCAGAGUGUAAAUGAAGACAAAACUUCUCUAGAGGAUACAAGGACACUGUCGAUUUCUCAAUCAAUUACAAUGACAAAUAGUCUACUUACAGAUUUGAGUGCAGAAGAUCAAACAAAUCAAGAGGAAACAUCAGAACUUUCAAAAUCUUUACCUCAAUUAACAACAGAAGAAAGCAUUUCAUUUCAAGAAUCUAGUGCAGAACAAAAUCAAAUGACAGAAGAGCCGUGGACACUAUCAACAUCUCUUCCUCAAUCAAGUUCAAAGACAAACAAUAUAUUUUCGAGUCAGAGUGUAAAUGAAGACAAAACUUCUCUAGAGGAUACAAGGACACUUUCGACUUCUCAACCAAUAACAAUAACAAAUAGUCCACUUACAGAUUUGAGUGCAGAAGAUCAAACAAAUCAAGAGGAAACAUCAGUACUUUCAAAAUCUUUACCUCAAUUAACAACAGAAGAAAGCAUUUCAUUUCAAGAAUCUAGUGCAGAACAAAAUCAAAUGACAGAAGAGCCGUGGACUCUAUCAACAUCACCUCCUCAAUCAAGUUCAAAAACAAAGAAUAUAUUUUCGAGUCAGAGUGUAAAUGAAGAAAAAACUUCUCUAGAGGAUACAAGGACACUGUCGAUUUCUCAAUCAAGAGCAAUAACAAAUAGUCUACUUACAGAUUUGAGUGCAGAAGAUCAAACAAAUAAAGAGGAAAUAUCAGAACUUUCAAAAUCUUUACCUCAAUUAACAACAGAAGAAAGCAUUUCAUUUCAAGAAUCUAGUGCAGAACAAAAUCAAAUGACAGAAGAACCGUGGACACUAUCAACAUCACCUCCUCAAUCAAGUUCAAAUACUAUUAAAACUACGGAAACUUCGGAAGAACCGCUUUGUUUGUGUACAUGCGUAAUUGAUCCUGAUGAGGAUAUUUGCUCGUGCAAUUGCAAAAUUACAAAAAGUAUACCGACAGGAAGAACCACUUCAAAGCAUUCUCAGUGGGAUGGUUCUUCUACGAAGGCGCUCGGGCUUGAUGGGACAGAAGACCAAAAAACUUUUGACGCUACACAGAACUCUAUGACCAUCGGACUUUUGUCUAAGGAACCCACACAAACCCUUACAUUUUCAAAGUUAAGCACCACACAAAUUAUUACUGAGAAGAGCACAUCCAAUAAUUUAUCGGUGCAUUCUAAUAUUGAUAAGUCAACAAUAUCAACUCAGCCAUAUUUUGAUACAGACACUACCAAGUACUCCACAUCCGUCGGAGUUUUGUCUGAGGAAAGUUCAAAGUUAACCAAACAAAAUAUAACCGAAGAAAUCACAACUAAUAUCUUAUCGUUGCCUUCUAAUAUUGCUACGUCAACAACAUUAACUCAGCCACAUUCUGAUACGGACAAAACAGAAGCAAUACAAAACCAAACAACUGCUGGUCACACUACGCAGGACUCUUCAGUCGUUGGACUUUUGUCUAAGGAACCCACACAAACCCUUACAUUUUCAAAGUUAAGCCCCACACAAAUUAUUACUGAGAAGAGCACAACCAAUAAUUUAUCGGUGCAUUCUAAUAUUGAUAAGUCAACAAUAUCAACUCAGCCAUAUUUUGAUACAGACACUACCAAGUACUCCACAUCCGUCGGAGUUUUGUCUGAGGAAAGUUCAAAGUUAACCAAACAAAAUAUAACCGAAGAAAUCACAACUAAUAUCUUAUCGUUGCCUUCUAAUAUUGCUACGUCAACAACAUUAACUCAGCCACAUUCUGAUACGGACAAAACAGAAGCAAUACAAAACCAAACAACUGCUGGUCACACUACGCAGGACUCUUCAGUCAUUGGACUUUUGUCUAAGGAACCCACACAAACCCUUACAUUUUCAAAGUUAAGCCCCACACAAAUUAUUACUGAGAAGAGCACAUCCAAUAAUUUAUCGGUGCAUUCUAAUAUUGAUAACUCAACAAUAUCAACUCAGCCAUAUUUUGAUACAGACACUACCAAGUACUCCACAUCCGUCGGAGUUUUGUCUGAGGAAAGUUCAAAGUUAACCAAACAAAAUAUAACCGAAGAAAUCACAACUAAUAUCUUAUCGUUGCCUUCUAAUAUUGCUACGUCAACAACAUUAACUCAGCCACAUUCUGAUACGGACAAAACAGAAGCAAUACAAAACCAAACAACUGCUGGUCACACUACGCAGGACUCUUCAGUCAUUGGACUUUUGUCUAAGGAACCCACACAAACCCUUACAUUUUCAAAGUUAAGCCCCACACAAAUUAUUACUGAGAAGAGCACAACCAAUAAUUUAUCGGUGCAUUCUAAUAUUGAUAACUCAACAAUAUCAACUCAGCCAUAUUUUGAUACAGACACUACCAAGUACUCCACAUCCGUCGGAGUUUUGUCUGAGGAAAGUUCAAAGUUAACCAAACAAAAUAUAACCGAAGAAAUCACAACUAAUAUCUUAUCGUUGCCUUCUAAUAUUGCUACGUCAACAACAUUAACUCAGCCACAUUCUGAUACGGACAAAACAGAAACAAUACAAAACCAAACAACUGCUGGUCACACUACGCAGGACUCUUCAGUCAUUGGACUUUUGUCUAAGGAACCCACACAAACCCUUACAUUUUCAAAGUUAAGCCCCACACAAAUUAUUACUGAGAAGAGCACAUCCAAUAAUUUAUCGGUGCAUUCUAAUAUUGAUAACUCAACAAUAUCAACUCAGCCAUAUUUUGAUACAGACACUACCAAGUACUCCACAUCCGUCGGAGUUUUGUCUGAGGCAAGUUCAAAGUUAACCAAACAAAAUAUAACCGAGAAGAGCACAACUAAUAUCUUAUCGUUGCCAUCUAAUAUUGCUACGUCAACAACAUUAACUCAGCCACAUUUCUAUACGGACAAAACAGAAACAACAGGAAACCAAACAAGUACAGAGCACACUUCAAAGUACUCUACAACUGUCGAAUUUUUGUCUAAGGAACAAACAAGUAUAAUUCCUACAUUUUCAAAGUUAGAACCGACCGAGCACAUCAGCAACAAUAAAAAAUUUACUUCAAAUGGCACAACCGAAUAUGUGAUAUCUCAAUCGAAUAAUAAGACUUAUAGUGAUAGCCAAUUGAUCUCGACAACUGAAAAUCUUAUACUUACAGCAAGCUCACAGCCCACAGAUGUAAAUGUGUGGAAAGAAAUCGACAAAAGACUUGAUGACCUACAAAAUAAGUAUACGAUUCGAGAUAACAACUCUUUAGAUAAUUCUGAGUUUAAGGAAAAGUUUAGUCAGAUUAAUUCGUCGAUACAUUUGAAUCAACUUCCGGGUAAUAUUAGAGCUAGUCUGUACGCAAAUUUCACGAUUUACGACAAGAUAAGAAUCGAACUGGAAGCCAUCAUUUUAUUUAAGCUCAACCAAAUUUUGGAAAAUUUGAAGGCAACGAAAUCGACACCAGCGUGCAUUGAUCAUUAUAAAUAUAUAGCCAAAAAUCUAGUUACGAGCUUGGCUAUGUCAAAUACCGAAAAGUGGAACGUAAUAAGAAAAAGUCACCUAAUAUGUCAUAUAACUCAGAAUACAACAGUCACAAAGCCAUCAUUGCCACCCACUACUCAAACUUCCACAGUGUCAAAAACUAUGGGAGGAUUUGCUGCAUAUUAUUGUAAUCAACAAAUAAUGAAUUUAGUCGUUAUAAAGUAUUCUCUGAGCCCAAACAAUGAAACGAUUCCAAUUUCACCAAAGGACCCGUGCACUUCAAUACUACAAAAAAUUAGUCAAGCUCAUCAGCAUAAUGAUUCCAGUCACAGUGCAGAAUUUGACAACAUAAUUGGAAAGAUAAACACAGCAAUCAAAGAGGAUUGGAUAACUAAUAAAAAAGCGCUAUUAAUAAGGGAGUACUUGGAAUUUGAAAAAUUGCGAAAAUAUCUCGAUCAUAUUUUGGCUGGAAAAAUUGAGGAAUGCGAUAUGCGCCUUGCAGUAGUUAAAAGUAGAAAGUGUUGGAACUAUUACACAAAACUGAAAGUGAUGUUCCAUAAGGCAAUGCAAGAGACGAGUGCCAGAAAACAGUAUUUAAUAGGUAAUAUAUCAAUGGUAUGCAGUGAUAACAUCGUGUGAACAGAUAAUUUGUAAAUGUGAAAACAAAUAAAAUGGCUUAUGAAUUG